Messenger RNA from Monomorium pharaonis (pharaoh ant), 57119 nucleotides. RefSeq names its product titin (gene sls). Bases 370 to 56247 code for a protein of 18625 amino acids. Lineage: Eukaryota; Metazoa; Arthropoda; Insecta; Hymenoptera; Formicidae. The transcript is spliced from 75 exons. The record is from RefSeq and is a predicted model, not a curated record. Gene Ontology annotation, molecular function: protein binding.
AGCGUCGAGUCGUAACCCGCCCAAUUCGCAUUCGACUGACGUCUUGGUUUAAAGAAUCACGGGGACAAAACUUUUGACGAUGACUUGAUUUCUGCCGACUGCUUGAACUGAUCCGCGGUUACCAGCAAAACUGCGUGUAUCGUGGAGUAAAGCGAGAUAAGUGCAAGUGAUUUGCUCCAAUUCAUCGUUGUGCAUCAAGAGUUUGUUUAAUCUUGGAUGAAAAAAUACAACGUUAAUAAAAAAAAAUAAAGUAAAGAUCUCUUUAGAUCUAGAUCUUUCUAGAUUAGCAAUUGAUCACUACUAAGUCACUGUAUAGUUGGUCACAAUUUUUCGAUCCGAACGACUUGCAACUAUAUCGACUCUCUCAAGAUGAAGCGACAACAAUCUCAAGAACUACAGAAGCAGCAGCAAACUAUAAUGCAAGAACAACAGCAAUAUAUCCAGCAACGAACAGAAAGACAAAUCACGCGACAACAAAUCACCAGUCAGCAGAGAGUUCAAGGGGAGGUUGUUAUAGAAACAACGCCUACGGUACCAGUAUUUACGGGUAAACCUGGGAAUCCCUCACCACCGAUUUUUGAGCGAAUCUUCAAAAAUGCAAGAUUUGCUCAGGGCGGUAACGCGAUUUUUGAAGGCUGUGUUCGAGGCAAUCCAAGACCAUCAGUUUCUUGGACACAUAAAGGAGUGUCAUUGCUAGAAUCACGAAAAAUUCGAAUGUCUUAUGAUGAAAAUUCUGGAAUUGUUACACUUCAAAUUAAUCAGAUUGGUCCAGGCGAUGAGGGCGAAUAUACAUGUAGUGCAAAGAAUCAAUAUGGCGAAGCUAUUUGUUCAGUUUACAUACAGCCAGAGGGAUUUGGUCCUCCAGCGCAACAGCUAACAGAUAGUUACAAAAAAGAAUUUACGCAAAGCUUUCAGGCGAGCGAACAGAAAAUGCAAACUGGAAGUCAAAUCUUCCAACAACGUAAUUAUCAACAAAUAACAGACAAACAGAGUUACGUAAAUGGUACAACUAUAAGCAUCGAAGAUUUUAAGGUUGACACAUUUGAGUACAGAUUGUUGCGCGAAUUGGAGUUCCGUGAAUCAAUCACUCGCCGUUUUGUGGGUGAAUCCGAUUUGCAAAUUUCUACGACAGUUGACCGCACUCUAGGACCAGUCGCACCUCCACAAAUCACUCAGAAACCUAGAAACUCAAAGCUCGUUGAAAGAUCGGACGCUAUCUUCACUGCAAAGAUAACUGGCAAUCCAAAACCAAGAUUAACAUGGUUUAAAAACGGCCAGAGAAUUCGAGAUUCUCAACGUGUGGAGACAAGUUAUUCGAAUCAGCAGGCUACUUUACGAAUUCGAGCCGCUCUUCCGGAAGAUAGUGGACAUUAUACAUUAUUAGCUGAGAAUCCUCAAGGUUGUACUGUUAGUUCCGCUUAUUUGGCCAUUGAAUCCAGUGAUCAAGUACAUCAUGUGCCGUAUCAAGAGCAUCAAAGAGAAUUUAUUAAAACUCAACAAGUAGAAUCAACCAUUGAAUCUGUUGACUCUAGCAAGGUUCUACCACCAAAUUUUGUUCGUACUAUCACAGAUAAGGAGACUACCGAAGGCAAAAUGACGCGAUUUGAUUGUCGUGUAACUGGUCGUCCAUAUCCCGAAGUUAUUUGGUACAUAAACGGUCAACAAGUCGUUAAUGACAUGACUCAUAAAAUACUUGUAAAUGAAUCUGGUAACAAUUCAUUGAUGAUCACAAAUGUGAAUCGCGCCGACGCUGGCGUAGUAACAUGCGUUGCUCAGAAUAAAGCUGGCGAGACUUCUUGUCAAUGUAACUUAAAUGUUAUUGAAAAGGAACAAGUAGUUGCGCCAAAAUUUGUCGAACGUUUUGCUACGACUAGCGUAAAGGAAGGAGAACCCGUGAUCUUUAUGGCACGCGCAGUCGGAACGCCUGUUCCACAUAUUACGUGGCAAAAGGAUGGAGUACCGAUAAUGCCUAGUCCUGAAAUACGUAUAUCAAGCAAUGGUAGCGGAGCUUCAACUUUGGAUAUUCCGUAUGCCAAAUUUUCAGAUGCAGCCUGGUACCAGUGUACAGCUCAAAAUAUAGCCGGUUCCACCGCAACUCGUGCGCGACUCUUUGUUGAAACGCCAAAAGGAACGACCCCGGAACCAAGACGCCUGAAAUUACCCCGACCAACGAAAGUCAUCGAACCAGAACCAACGCCUGGCCCCGAAGUGAUUUAUUUGAGACAUGUGGAACGCGCAAAACCUUAUUUGCCGCCCCCUGAAGAAGACAAAAUUUAUUCCCCGCCAUGUUUUAUUAUACCCCUAAAGGAUGUUCAUCAGAUCGAAGGUGGACGAAUUCACUUUGAGGCCAGAAUCGAACCGGUGGGCGAUCCUACUAUGAGGGUGGAAUGGUAUGUCAACGGUAGAACACUCGACGCAAGUUCCCGGGCGACUUCUGUUUUUCGCUUUGGUUUUAUUUCACUCGAUCUGAUUAGUGUUGUUCUGCAAGAUAGCGGCGAGUACCUGUGCCGUGUUGUAAGCUCGACUGGAAUAGCCGACUCUCGAGCCACCCUCAGUGUAACCCCGCGUGCCACGAUUGAACAAGCAACUCAACACCCCGACAGCCUCCAAUAUAUUCAACAGCUCGAAGAUUACAGCAAAUAUCAAAGACAGGAGAGCGUGGAGGAGACCUCUUCACAACGUCCGGUUUUUAUCCGUUUGCUUCAGGAUCUUGGUGAGCUACAAGAAGGUCGUAACGCCCAUUUUGAGGCGCAAUUGACACCUGUUAGCGAUCCUACUAUGAAAGUGGAAUGGUACAAAAAUGGAAAACCAAUUACAGCCAGCUCAAGAAUUACUAACAUCUUCAACUUCGGAUACGUCUCACUCAAUAUAAUGCACCUACGGGCUGAAGAUGCAGGUUCUUAUACUGUUAGAGCUGUAAACCGCUUGGGAGAGGCUAUCAGUUCUGCGACUCUUCGCGUUUUUGCGCGAACGAGCGUAACAACAGACUUGGGUAUUCCCGAACAAUUGAGAUACAUAGAGGCUGCCGAGGAAUUGGAAGCGUAUCAACAGGCGAUGCAUCAAAAGUAUGUGCAGGAACAGCCUGAACCAAGUAGUCCGCCGGAAUUUAAAUCGCCUAUUAAGGAUCAAAGUGGCAUACGAGAAGGUGGAUUUGCCCAUUUUGAAGCGCGUCUCGAACCAAUUGGAGAUGCCGAUCUCCGUGUUGAAUGGUUGAAAGAUGGGCGACCUGUGGAAGCUAGUUCUCGAAUUACAACCUUUUUCAAUUUUGGUUAUGUGGCGUUAACCAUCAAAUAUGUAACAAUACACGAUGUUGGUGUGUACACUUGCCGAGCCUAUAACAGAUCUGGUGAAGCUCAUACUACCGCUCAAUUGAGUGUGAUUAGCAAGAAUGAUAUUAUUUAUGAUAGCCAACAUCCUACUGGUCUCCAAAAAAUUCAAUGUCUCGAAGAUUCAAGUAGAUACUCGCGACAGGUUCAGGAAGAAACGCAGAUUAUACAAGCACCACGAUUUUUGGGUAAUCUUAAAGGUACUAAUAAAAUCGUAGAAGGUCAACGGGCGCAUUUUGAGGCACGCGUCGAACCUCAAAGUGAUCUGAAUAUGAAGAUCGAGUGGUAUCACAAUGGCAAACCCAUUACUGCUGCUAAUAGAAUCCAGAUGUAUCACGAUUUUGGGUACGUUUCCAUUGAUAUUCUUCAGGUUCGUGCUGAAGACACUGGCACAUAUACUGUUGUUGCUAAAAACUCUCGUGGAGAAGCUCGUUUAUCCGCCUCCAUGACUGUAGAAACGCGUUCUAACGUAGAUACUAGUAGCAUGCAUCGCAGCACUUUUGAGAAAACUCAACAUUUAGAAGGAUCCAAAUUUGUUGAACCGCAAUAUCAUAUUGAAGAAAUCUCUAAAUCAAAACCAAUUUUUAUUCAGCCGUUGAGUGAUCCUAAACCAGUUAGUGAGGGCAAAAAUAUUCACUUAGAAUGUCGUUUAGAACCAAUGGGCGAUCCAACGAUGAGAGUUGAAUGGUUCCAAAAUGGACGCCCGAUCACAGUUGGAUCGAGAUUUAGAACUUACUAUGAUUUUGGAUUUGUCGCACUCGAUAUAGUACACGUUACCGUUUACGAUUCUGGCGAAUAUACAGUCAGAGCUACUAAUCAUCUGGGUACUGCGCAUACUUCUGCUUGUGUCAGAGUCAUCGGAAAAUCUGACAUUAUCACUGAAACACAAAAUGAACAAUCGCUCGAACAGAUACAAAUGUUGGAAGAUUCCUCAAGAUAUCGUAAAAUUCAACAAGAGGAAGUUACUGUGAUGCAAGUACCUCAAUUCACUCGACCUUUGCAUAAUAUUGAGACGUUAGAACUUACAAACGUUCAUCUCGAAUGUCGUCUUCAACCAAUUGGUGAUGCGGCCAUGAAAGUCGAUUGGUUUGUUAAUGGUCGACCUGUUAAAACUGGUCACCGAUUCAGACCAUCUUAUGAAUUUGAUUACGUGGCUCUAGAUAUUCUUGGCGUUUAUCCUGAAGAUUCUGGUGUAUAUACCUGUCAAGCUAGAAAUCAGCUCGGCGAAGCCGUUACUUCAUGCUCUGUAAGAGUACACGCCAAAAAGGAUUUACUUUUAGAAUCUCAGCAUCCUGAAGGAUUAGAAAGAAUACAGUACUUAGAAGAUGCUUCAAGAUAUAAAAGGCAUGAACUAGUGGAUGAAAUUGUCAAUGUAAAACCGAAAUUUAUUACAAAACCGAAAAACCAAGAAAAUCUUCGAGAAGGACAACAUGCUCAUUUCGAGUGCAAACUAGAACCGGUAACGGAUCCGAAUUUGAAAGUUGAGUGGUUUAAAAACGGUCGUCCAGUAACAAUAGGACAUCGCUUUCGUCCAAUUCAUGAUUUUGGUUACGUAGCAUUGGAUGUAAUUGAUUUAAUUGCCGAGGAUUCUGGAACAUACACUUGUCAUGCUGUUAAUCUAGUAGGAAGUGAUGAAGUACUUUGUACUUUAACAUGUCGCUCCAGUGCACAAAUAUUAACAGACACACAAAACGAACUUGGACUUGAACAGAUUCACUAUCUGGAGGACAAAUCUAAAUAUAAUAGACAAGAGGUUAUUGAAGAAACUACCACUCAAGCACCUAUUUUUACAACUUCAUUAAACAACGUUGAGAUAAAAGAGGGUCAACGUGCACACUUUGAAUGUAGAUUAAUUCCGGUGUCCGACGCAACAAUGAAAAUAGAAUGGUUCCACAAUAAUAAACCGGUAAAAGCAGGCUCGAGAUUUAUCGAAACAAACAGCUUUGGUUUCGUUGCUCUUGAUAUCAUGUACGCGUACCCUGAAGAUUCCGGAACAUAUACUUGCAGAGCUAAAAAUGUAAUUGGUGAAGCCAUCACUUCUGCAACAGCUGUCGUUCAUUCUAAAAAGUCAAUUUACACUGAAACUCAAAGCGAAGAAACUCUUCAACGUCUUCGUUCACUGGAGGAUACAUCUCGUUAUCAACGUAAAACUGCAACCGAAGAAAUUAUUACUCAAGCCCCUGUCUUUACAAUGCCAAUAAAAGAUCUUCGUGUUGCUGAAAAUCAAGCAGCGCAUUUCGAAGCACGAGUUAUCCCAGUUGGUGAUUCCAAACUCAAAGUGGAAUGGUUGCGUAACGGAGUUCCUAUUUUAGCCUCAAAUCGUGUAACUACCAUGCACGAUUUUGGAUACGUCGCUUUAAAUAUGAAGUACGUUAAUCCCGAAGAUUCGGGCACUUAUACGUGUCGUGCUAUAAACGAACUUGGAGAAGCAGUUACUUCAGCCACAUUGUUCGUUCAAUCCAAGGCAGCUUUGCAGUUUGAAUCACAACAUGAGAGUGCUUUAUCAAAACUUCAAGCCCUAGAAGAUACUACAAAAUAUCAACGUCGUGAGGAAGAAGAGAUUGUGGUAAAAGACAAACCAUCCUUUACCGUUCAAUUGAAUGGACCUACCAAUCUAUUUGAAGGACAAAGCGCACAUUAUGAGUGUCGCAUAGAACCUUAUCCUGAUUCCAACAUGAAGGUGGAAUGGUUUCACAAUGGUAAACCAUUAUCCAUUGGUCACAGAUACAGAACUAUCUGUGAUUUUGGGUUUGCAUCGUUAGACGUAUUGUCCGUAUAUGCUGAAGAUUCGGGAACAUACACUUGUCAAGCCACCAAUAAAUUGGGAUCGGCGAAAAGCUCAAUUAAUCUUGACGUGAAGUCUCGAGCAUCAAUUAUUCAUGAUACACAACAUGAAAACGCAUUGAAAAAAAUACAAUAUCUUGAAGAUAAUUCAAAAUAUAAAAGAGUGAUCAAAGAAGAUACGAUAAUCGCCGAGAAACCUACUUUCGGAAGACCAUUGAAGAAUAUUGAACAUCUCCCAGAAGGCAAAAGUGCCCAUCUUGAAGCUACAUUGACUCCCGUGAAUGAUCCGACGAUGAUCGUCGAAUGGUUUAGAGAUGGACGUCCCAUUCCUCAAGGACAUAAAUUUAAAACAACCUACGAUUUUGGAUACGUUGCGCUCGAUAUUCUUUAUGCUUAUCCUGAAGAUUCAGGUACCUAUAUGUGCAAAGCAAGGAACGCUAUUGGAGAAGCAAUUACUACUUGCAUGAUUAGCGUGGAUUCAAAACAAGGUCUAUAUCUUGAUACAUUGGAUGCACAACGUUUGCAAAAGAUUCGAGAACUGGAAACUGUGGAAGUUAAGCAAGAGACCGAAAAAGAGAUUAUUCAUCAAAAACCUGUAUUCUUGACAUUAUUGAAUAAUUUGGAUCAUCUCAAAGAAGGCGAACAUGCUCAUUUGGAAUGUCGCGUGGAACCAAUUAACGACCCGAACUUAAAAAUCGAAUGGUUUGUCAACGGAGUUGCAAUUAAAACUGGUCAUCGCUUCCGUACAACGCAUGACUUUGGCUACGUGGCUCUUGAUAUUCUUUAUACUUAUCCUGAAGAUUCCGGUACUUACAUGUGUAAAGCAACCAACUUGGCUGGAGAAGCCGUUAACACUUGCACUAUCAAAGUCAGCUCACGACGGAGUAUUCUUUUGGAUACCCAACAUCCGGAUGGUCUAGAAAAGAUUCGAGAAUUAGAGGCCCAAGGUCAUCCUGCGAGAUUAGAAAUUGAGGAACCUCCAGUAACACCUCCGAGAUUUGUUACUGAACUUAGAGGUACAACCGAAGUAUAUGAGGGACAAACAGCUCAUUUCGAAUGUCAAGUAGAGCCUUUGCAUGAUGCAAAUCUAAGAAUCGAAUUCUUCCAUAAUGGUAAACCAUUACCAUCGGCAGCGCGUUUCCACGUGACUUUCGAUUUCGGAUACGUAGCUUUGGAUAUUACUCAUGCCGUACCUGAAGAUGCAGGACAAUAUUCUGUACGAGCAAUUAACGCAUUGGGACAAUGCGUAUCAUCUAUCGAGCUUAAAGUAAUUCCACGAGAUAAUAUUAUUUUGGAUUCUCAACGGCCCGAAGGAAUGGACAAAAUCCGAGAGCUCGAAUCCCAGCAGCCAUGGAAGAGACCAGAUAUUCCAGAGCCUCAAACUCGGCAGCGGCCAGUCUUCACUCAACCAUUGCAAAAUAUUGAUAGUAUUGCCGAGGGUCACACUGCGCACUUUGAAUGCAGACUUAUACCCGUUGGUGAUCCCUUGCUUAAAGUGGAAUGGUUUAGAAACGAAAUGCCUCUUGAGACAAGUUCGCGGAUUACAAAAGUACAUGACUUUGGUUAUGUGUCCUUGGAUAUUGCUCAUGUGCGUGAUGAAGAUGAAGGCGUUUACAUGUGCCGUGCGUCUAAUCCGUUGGGCGAAGCAGUUACCACAGCUUCAAUGAAGAUUAAAACUAAGGCGAGCAUACAGUUAGAUACUCAACAUCCAGAAGCACAACGUAGAAUCGCUCAGCUAGAAGCCAAGGAAGCUGAACGACCCGAAGAGGCGGAAAAGAUUUUCGAUAAACCAAUUUUCACACAGCUGUUAACUGGACCAACUGAACUUUGGGAAGGACAAAUGGCUAGAUACGAAUGUAGAGUCGUUCCUGUUGGUGAUGCGAGUUUAAGAUUUGAAUGGUAUAUGAACGGAGUCGAAUUAAAAAUGGGUUCACGCUUCCACGUAAGUCACGAUUUCGGAUACAUAACCUUAGAUAUUUUAAAAGUUAUCCCUGAAGACUCUGGAGUGUAUACUUGUAAAGCGAUUAACAAAGCAGGAGAAGCGAUAUCGUCAAUUUCGUUGAAAGUUAAAGCACGUUCAGCUAUCGAUUCUAACAGCAUACAAACGGAUGCAUGGCAGAAGAUUCAAUUGAAGGAAGCAGAAAUGAAUAAAGUGCCGGAAAUGUUUGUUGAUACAACACCGCAACAGGCGCCAGUUUUCACCAAACAUCUUGAAAGUUUCGACAAAUUGAUAGAGGGACAACGCGUCUAUGUAGAAGCUCAAGUGGAGCCACGAGCAGAUCCAAAUUUAAGAGUAGAAUGGUUUAAGAACGGUGUAUCUCUCCAGACUGGAACCAGACUUCGUAGUACUUUUGAUUUCGGUUUAGUAACGUUAUCUAUCAACGGGCUAAGACCUGAUGAUUCCGCAAUCUAUACUUGCAAAGCAACUAAUCUUUUGGGAGAAGCAGUGUCAACUUGUACUUUAAAAAUUGCCGAUCGUCACUGGUUAUUAGGAGAUACCUUACAUCCUGAUGCUUUGCCCAAAAUCAAUACGUUGGAGCAGCCUCAGAUAAUCUCUACCGAGCAACCAGAACCUACUUACGAAGAACCAGUUUUCAUUACUCAUUUAAAUAAUGUGGAAUGCAUUGAAGGUGAUAACGCUCACUUUGAAUGCAAUGUAGAACCAUCAAAAGAUCCGACUAUGAAAAUUGAAUGGUUCCUAAACAAUAAACCUUUGCCGACCGGUGCUAGAUUUAAGAGCACCUAUGAUUUUGGUUACGUAGCUUUGGAUUUGACUCAUGCUUAUGAAGAAGAUUCUGGAGUAAUUACCGUUAAAGCUACAAAUUCAAAAGGAACUGCACAGACAUCUGGUACUUUAAAAUGCACCAGUAAACAAAAUAUUUAUCUUCAAACGCAACAUCCACAAGGAGAAGUCGGACUUGAAAAAGUUAAGGAAGCUGAAGAUGCUUAUUUAUCGAAAUACAAGAGACCAGAAGAAGCUCCUGAACAUGAAUAUCCUAAACCAAUUUGGACGGUACCUCUUAGGCCUGAAUUUAAAUUAGGAGAAUCUGAACCGUUACAUUUAGAAGGUCAAGUCGAGCCAAAGGAUGAUCCCAAUUUAAAGAUCGAUUGGUACUUCAAUGGAAAACCUUUAGAACAUGGUUCACGCUUCAAAAUGACUUGUGAUUUCGGAUUUGUCACUUUGGACUUAACGGACGUUUAUGAGCGUGACUCUGGUAUUUACACUUGCAAGGCCUAUAAUAAAGCAGGCGAAGCUUUUACUUCAACAACAGUUUAUUGUUCCAUAAAGGAAAAUAUUAUCGAAAAGUCACAGCAUCCUAAAGGUAAGGAAGGUCUCGAAGCAAUCCAAGAUCUAGAGGAAUCUUUGAAACAACAAGAAGGAAUUUCUCCAAGAGAAGAAGAAGGUCAACCACCAAUGUUUACAUCACAAUUUGAAAAUCUAACCAAUCUUUCGGAAGGAGAAAUCGCUCAUUUUGAAGCAUCUCUUAUUCCUACUGGUGAUCAAACUAUGGUGGUUGAAUGGUUUUAUAAUGGCAAAUCUUUAGAAGCUAGUCAUCGCACAAGAACUGUUUAUGCUUUCGGCAUGGUUGUUCUUGAAGUUCUUGGCACUAAAAUAGAAGAUUCGGGUAUUUAUACUUGCAGAGCUACUAACAAAUGGGGUACAGCAGAAAUUAGCGUGCAACUAGAAUGCAUUGACAAGUCCAAAGGACAAAAGCCUAAAUUCACAACACAAAUUCAAUCUUUGGAAGGUUUAAAGGAUGGCCAAUCCGUUCACUUUGAGUGUACUUUAAUUCCAGUAGGUGAUCCUAAUAUGAAAGUCGAGUGGUUUCACAAUGGAAAGCCUCUACGACAUUCGUCACGUUUCAAGAUGGUUUCUGACUUUGGGUUCGUAGUUAUGGAUAUUGCCGGUGUAAUGUCUCAUGACAGUGGAGAAUAUGUUUGCAAAGCUAGCAAUAAAUAUGGUGAAGAUUAUACAAAAGCCACGAUUAAAUGCUUUGGCAAGAGUGGAGUUUACUUAGAUUCUCUGCAACCAGACUCGCUCGCUAGAAUCCGAGAGCUCGAAAGUUAUACCGGAGAACAAGCACUUAUGCCUACGACUCCUGUCGCUGAGGCACCAAAAUUUAUUACGCAGAUCGUUGAUAUUACAAAACUAGUAGAAGGGCAGUCGGCCCACUUUGAGGCCAGAUUAACUCCGGUGAAUGAUCCAGAUUUGAAAGUUGAGUGGUAUUACAAUGGCAAGAAGCUUCCUCAUGGCCAUCGAUAUCGUACCUUCCAUGAUUUUGGUAUUGUUAUUCUAGACAUACUGUAUUGUUAUGAAGAAAAUUCCGGAGUUUACGAAUGUAGGGCCGUUAACAAGUAUGGCGAAGAUUCUACAAGAGCAACGCUCAAAUGUUUCUCCAAAGCUAAUCUCAUUUUGGAAUCGCAACUUCCGAAGGGCAUGGAAGGUGGCCUUGAAAAAAUCCAAAAUCUUGAAGAUUCGAUGAUACGUACAAAGGACGAAAAGGUUGUAGAAGAACGUGGCAAGGCUCCUAUGUUUACUGUACCUUUGAGUAACAUUGAUGAUCUACGUGAAGGCGAAAGUGCGCAUUUUGAGGCACGAGUAAUUCCUACGGACGAUCCAAAAUUAAAGGUCGAAUGGUUUUGGAAUGGUAAACCAUUGCGAACAGGAUCUCGCUUUCGCACUUUUUGUGAUUUUGGUUUCGUCAUUUUGGAAAUCUCUCCUAUCUAUCCCGAAGACUCCGGCGAAUAUAGUUGUAGAGCAACAAAUGAUUACGGUGAAGCAGUGACAACGUGUACGAUGAUAUGUACAGGCAAACGUAGUAUUAUUUUAGAAUCUCAGUUACCCAAAGGUAUGGAGAGUACAAUUGAUAAAAUUGCCGAAUUAGAAGGUCUUGGAGCUGUUCCGGGUCAGAUUAGUCCUGAAGAUGAUACUGGUAGACCACCAGAAUUUAUCACAACUCCUUCUGACUUAACUUUGACUGAAAAUUCUCUUGCUCACUUUGAAUGUCGGCUACAACCAAUUAACGAUUCCAGUAUGAGAGUCGAAUGGUUUCAUAACGGCAAGCCUCUUCUUGCCGGUAGUAGAGUCAAAACAAUUCAUGACUUUGGUUUUGUCAUUCUAGAAGUUGCAAAUUGUUAUCAACGCGAUUCUGGUUUAUAUACCUGUAAAGCCACUAAUCGUCAUGGCGAAGCCACAGUAUCGUGUAAGCUUCAAAUUCGCGGACGUCAAGGUAUCAUUCUAGAACCUCAAUUACCAAGUAAUUUUAAAACUGGUACGGAAAGCAUUCAGAAAUUGGAAGAGUCUUUAUAUAAAAAAGACGAAAUAUUAGCAGAGGAAGAAGCACCAAAUCCACCAAGAUUCAUUGUUGAACUUAAAAAUAUUGAAGUUGAAGAAGGUGGACCAAGUCAUUUUGAUUGUAGAGUCGAACCUGUAGGUGAUUCUACUAUGCGUAUCGAUUGGUUCCACAAUGGACGACCUUUCGCAACAGGUUCUCGAGUUCACCAAAUUAAUGAUUUUGGAUUCAUAUCAUUGGAUAUGUCGUACACGUAUGCACGAGACAGCGGCGAAUAUGUUUGCAGAGCUACCAACAAGUGGGGCACUGCUACUACUAAGGCUACCAUUACUUGCAAAUCUAAAAAAACGAUAGACUUUGAUUCUCAAUUACCAAUGGGAAUGAGCGGCGAAAAAUUAAAAGAACUAGAACGAGGACCGAUUUCUCAAGCUCCUGUGGAAGAAAUACCGCGAGAACCGCCUCAUUUUAUCACGCAAAUUCAAUCGGUAACCAUCGAUGAAGGUGAAUCAAUUAGAUUCGAAUGCCGUGUAGAACCCAAAGAAGAUCCAAAUCUACGCAUCGAAUGGUACAGAAAUGAUAAACUGAUACCUGCUGGACACAGAUAUCGAACGGUAUAUGAUAUGGGAUUUGUGUCGAUGGAUAUAUUGUAUGUCUAUCCCGAAGAUUCUGGUGAAUACGUUUGCAAAGCGAUCAACGAUCUUGGAGAAGAUACUACUCGAGCUGCUGUAUCUUGCAAAAAAUUACCGAGCAUAAUUUUACAAAAUCAAGUACCAAAAGGUAUGAAAAAAUCUGAAGCGUUGAUGCAGAUGGAAGCAACAAUUAAAAAAUAUACUUCGGAAAUUCAUUUAACCGAAGACGAUUUAUAUGAUGCGGAUAAGAAGCAACCGCCUCGUUUCGUCACACAAAUUCAAGAUCAGACUAAUCUUAUUGAAAUGAAUAGUACUAAGUUCGAAUGUCAAUUGGCACCGGUGGGUGAUCCAAAUAUGAAAGUUGAAUGGUUCUUUAAUGGGAAACCGUUACCACAUAAGAAUCGGUUUACCCCUAUUUACGACUUUGGCUACGUAGCGAUGAACUUUGGUUGGGUCUACCCAGAAGAUAGUGGCGAGUAUCUAUGUAGAGCUACAAAUCUUUAUGGAAUGGAUGAAACCAGAGCUAUAAUCAAAACUACGGGGAAACCAGGAAUUAUCUACGAGUCUCAACUUCCAAAAGGCAUGAAAAGCAUUGAGAAGAUUAGAGAAAUGGAAGCAGCAUGGCAAAUCGUACCCGAAGAGGAAAGUGAAGAAGAAAAAGUACGCUCGGCACCUGUUUUCGUGAGCAAACCGGAACCGAUAACCGUCGAAGAUGGUGAUUGGUCUAGAUUCUGUUGUCGAGUCACUGGACACCCAAGGCCUCGUGUUAUGUGGAUAAUCAAUGGACAUACGAUAGUCAAUGGAUCUCGUUAUAAACUAACUUAUGACGGCAUGUACCAUCUAGAUAUACCAAAGACUAGACAAUAUGAUCACGGUAAGGUGGAAAUAAUUGCAAGAAACUCUGUUGGUGAAGCACGUACGGAAACGACUCUAACAGUCAAGCAACGGAGCGACGAUUAUCGUGGUGUAUUGAAAAAUUCACCAAGACCUUGGUACGAUUAUGGGUUAACACAAUACCAGACCGAGCGUCAAAACACAGAAUUGGAGCGUAUAUUUGAUGAACGUCAUCAAAGUGUUUCCCAAGGAAUCGAAAUUGCCACGGAGCAUCUUGGCUCUAAAGUUAUCAAAGAACCUGAAACUGAAUGGCAAAAAUCCGUCAAGAGUAAGAAAAAUGAAGAUUAUUACAACAAGUUGAUGAAUCUAGAAGAGGACCAAAUGCUCAAAGAGACCAGAUUGAGAGAAGUUUCGCAUCAGUUCGCUAUUCCCGGUGAUAAAAUUGUUGCACAUUCCUUAGCAAAAGGAAUGGCACAAAAGUAUGAAGAAAGUUUGGAGGAGCAACCUCAGCCAGAACCAACACAAUCACCUCCAAAAUACGUAAAAAAACCGUUUGUUACCGAAGUAGAUAUUGACACAGAACGCGUUAAAGCCACUGGAAAAUAUCCUCCUGAACCAUCUGAAUCCACAAUUCAUGGUCGCGAAGUUCAUAUUGCAAAACAAAAACAGACACAAAAGGAAGUCAAAGAUGACGUAGAAAUAACAAGAAAAAUUACAGCAACAGAGACUACAGAAGUUGAACACAAAGCAAAGACGCAAGAACGCAUGGUGCAAGGUCAAAUUAAACCUUCCAAACCGCCAAUUUUCACGAAGAAGAUUCAACCUUGUAGAGCAUUUGAACAAGAACAGGCUAAAUUUGAGGUUGAAUUCGAUGGCGAUCCGCUUCCGACUAUCAAAUGGUAUCGCGAAGAUUUUCCUAUACAAAAUUCAGCCGAUCUUCAAAUUUAUACGUUCAGCACCAAAUCGGUAUUAAUUAUUAGACAAGUUUUUAUGGAAGAUUCCGGUGUCUUUUCUGUUAUUGCUGAGAAUAGAGGAGGAAAAGCUAAAUGUAGUGCCAAUUUAGUCGUGGAGGAACGUAGAAGGCAACCUGGUCGAGGUGGUGCGGUACCACCCAGCUUCUUAUCCACAAUCCAAUCUACUUCUAUUGCUGCUGGACAACUCGCUAGAUUUGAUGCAAAAAUUACCGGCACUAAACCUCUAGAUGUUUAUUGGCUCAAGAACGGUAAAAAGAUAACGGCAGAUAUUCGUUAUAAAACUUUGGAAGAAGAUAACAUUUAUACACUUUUAAUUCUGGAGACAGUACCGGAAGACACUAGCAAAUACGAAUGUGUUGCUAUUAACAGUGCCGGAGAGGCGCGUUGCGAAGCAGAAUGCACUGUGCACGGACCUCCAACAAAGGUUACAAAACCUACAACGCCAACAAUAGAAAAAGCUCCAACCAUUUUAGAACCAUUAAAGGAUCAAAUUAUUAAGGAAGGAACUUCCGUCGCUUUUGCUUGCAGGAUCAUAGGAAAACCUACUCCUACUAUACAAUGGAAGAAAGCUGAUAAGAUAAUUAAACCAUCAAAGUACUUUCAAAUGCAAAAAGAAGGCGAUUUUUGUACUCUGAGGAUUUCUGAAGCCUUUCCCGAAGACGAAGGUGUUUAUAAAUGCAUUGCUAAAAACCCUGCUGGUGAGAUCACGACGUCUGCCAAACUCAGAGUUCUUGCGCCUGACACAACUGAUAUCUUGCCAAAGUUAACACCUUUAAAGGAUCAAAUAGUAGUAGAAGGACAACCAGCUCAAUUUAAGACUCAAGUGACUCCAGCAAAGCCUAAACCAACGAUUCAGUGGUAUCGAGAGGGUGCCUUGAUCCCUCAAUCGCCCGACUUCCAAAUGAUUCAUGAAGGCAACAAUGCGGUGCUGCUGAUAGCAACCACUUAUGAGGAGGAUACUGGCACCUUCACUUGUCGCGCCACAACCUCAGCCGGUACUGUAGAAACAUCCGCCAAACUCAUCGUCAAAAAGAGAAAAGAACUUCAUUAUGCAGUUCCGACGGAAACAGACGCUAAUAUUGAAGAUGCAAAAUUUCAUCAAGAUGUGAAGAAAGAUAUAACUUUGCUAUCUCCAACUCUCGACAAAAAUAAUUUACUUGAAGUACAACUUCAAUCUGGUGAUGAAUUGCUAUCUUGGCGAAAAGGACGGAUUCAGCCUCAAGCUCAUAUUCGCGAUUCACUUCCAUGGCGGAAGAUACGAACAAAAUCGAGAGAUUCUUCAUUAGAUAAGCUUCAAGAUUUUGAAAGCCAAAUAAAACCAUGGACUGAAGAAGAAAUAAUUUUGAAGAAAGCUCCUCUUAUUACCAAGAAUGUAACGACAGAAAAACUAGAAAAAGUUGAGUUGAAACCGACAAAAAUUGAAAAGGAUACCUACGAGUCCGGUCCAGAAGUAAACAAAUUGAAAUCCGUGCCUAAAGAGGCAACAAGAGUUAUAACAAAUAAAGAAUAUAAAAGCGAUGAUACUGCGACUGAAUUUCAUAGAAAACAGGAUAUUACUCUGUCAAAAACGUUACGUCGUUCUCAUGAAACUGUAUUAAAGAAAGAGAAAUGUGAGCAACCAAAAUCAUGGACGGAAGAGCAAAUUAGCUUAAAGAAAAUAGAAUCAAAGGCAAAAAUAACUACCAAAAUAGAUGAAAAGAAAAUUGAUUUUCUCGAACAAGAGGAUAUUUCUUUGCUUACAGUUUCAAAAGAUGAAGAAAUACAAAAGGCAAAAAAAGAAAAGCUUGUUGCGGAAAAAGAAAAACAAUCUAAACCUUGGAUGGAGGAAAACAUUGCUACUUUGAAGAAAACAAAACCGGAAAAAAAGGAAAUACCUAAGGAAACGCUCAAAACCGUUGCAUUGAAACCUUCACACGUAAUAGAAAAAGAUCUCGUUAAGUCAACUAUAGAUAAAACAGAUUUAAAACUAAUUUCAAAAGAAGAAGUUGAAACAAUUUCAGCAGAAGAAGUUACGCGGAUCGAUGAUUCUACGGAGAAAAAAGCGAGAAAAGUAAGCAAAGACAUGGAUAAAAUAAUUAUAGAUAGAGCAGAUAAAACAAAACCAUGGACGGAAGAAAAAAUUAUUUUGAAAAAAUCUAAACUUGUUCCCUCAAAAAUUGAAAAAGAAGCAAUAGAAACAGUAGAACUAAAAUCGUCAAAAUUCAUUAAAUCAGUAUCCCAAAAACAAAGUUUGGAAAAAAUAGAUUUAAAACCUGAUAUAGAAAGAAAAAUAAAUAGCGAAAUCACUAGGGUCGAAUAUGCUGAACAAAAAGACACCACAUUACUUCAAGUCUCAAAUAAGAUUAAUGACGAUAUUAAGUCAAAACCGAGCACAAAAAUACCAUUUGUGGAAACGGAAGAUAUUACAAUACUCGGCAUUGACAAAACCGACAAUAUAACUGAGAAAACUAAAAAAGAAAUACCGUGGGUUAGAGGCAAAAAAGCAGAGGAAAAAUCAGAAAUUCUACCAGAAAAAAUUCAUGACAUUAUUAACAGAAACAUAAUAACUGAAAAAACCGAAGUACCAUGGAGAUGUAAAAAGAAAUCAAUACAAACUGAGCAGAAAUCUGAAGAUGUAUACUUAAAAGCCAGUAAAAAAUUGAAAACAUCCGAGGAAGAAGAAUCAAAAGAAAAAAUUAUUCUAAAACCAGUAGAACAAAAAACAGCUGAAGACAAACCGGAAGAGGUUCAAUUGACUUUGGGAAGAAAAAUAGAAAAACCUGGAGAACCAAAAUCCGAACAAGUUGUUUUAAAACCAAUUAAAAAGCUUCCUAAAGAAAUAGAAUUAAAGAAAGAUAUCACAUUAAAACCAGUAAAAAAGGAAAUAGUUGAAGAGAAAGUAGAAAAGGUUUGUUUGAAGCCAGUGAGAAAAAUAGAGAAACCAGAAGAACCGAAACCUGAGCAAAUUUUAUUAAAACCAGUUAGAAAGCUUCCUAAAGAGGGAGAAUCAAAGGAAGAAGUCACAUUGAAACCAGUAGAAAAAGAAAAAGUUGAAGUGAAACCAGAAGAGGUUCGUUUGAAGCCAGAGAGAAAAAUUGAGAAACCAGAAGAACCGAAACCUGAGCAAAUUUUAUUAAAACCAGUUAAAAAGCUUCCUAAAGAGGAAGAAUCAAAGGAAGAAGUCACAUUGAAACCAGUAGAAAAGGAAAAAGUUGGACUGAAACCAGAGGAGGUUCGUUUGAAGCCAGUGAGAAGAAUAGAGAAAGCAGAAGAACCGAAACCUGAGCAGAUUUUAUUAAAACCAGUUAGAAAGCUUCCUAAAGAGGGAGAAUCAAAGGAAGAAGUCACAUUGAAACCAGUAGAAAAAGAAAAAGUUGAAGUGAAACCAGAAGAGAUUCGUUUGAAGCCAGAGAGAAAAAUUGAGAAACCAGAAGAACCGAAACCUGAGCAAAUUUUAUUAAAACCAGUUAAAAAGCUUCCUAAAGAGGAAGAAUCAAAGGAAGAAGUCACAUUGAAACCAGUAGAAAAGGAAAAAGUUGGACUGAAACCAGAGGAGGUUCGUUUGAAGCCAGUGAGAAGAAUAGAGAAAGCAGAAGAACCGAAACCUGAGCAGAUUUUAUUAAAACCAGUUAGAAAGCUUCCUAAAGAGGGAGAAUCAAAAGAAGAAGUCACAUUGAAACCGGUAGAAAAGGAAAAAGUUGAAGUGAGACCAGAAGAGGUUCGUUUGAAGCCAAUGAGAAAGAUAGAGAAACCAGAAGAACCGAAACCUGAGCAAAUUUUAUUAAAACCAGUUAGAAAACUUCCUAAAAAGGAAGAAUUAAAAGAAGAAGUCACAUUGAAAUCAAUAGAAAAGGAAGAAGUUGAAAUGAAACCGGAGGAGGUUUGUUUGAAGUCAGUAAGAAAAAUAGAGAAACCAGAAGAACCGAAACCUGAGCAGAUUUUAUUAAAACCAGUUAGAAAGCUUCCUAAAGAGGAAAAAUCAAAGGAAGAAGUCACAUUGAAACCAGUAGAAAAGGAAAAAGUUGAAGUGAAACCGGAAGAGGUUCGUUUGAAGCCAGUGAGAAAAAUAGAGAAACCAGAAGAACCGAAACCCGAGCAGAUUUUAUUAAAACCGGUUAGAAAGCUUGCUAAAAAGGAAGAAUUAAAAGACGAAGUCACAUUGAAACCAAUAGAAAAGGAAAAAGUUGAAAUGAAACCGGAGGAGGUUCGUUUGAAGCCAGUAAGAAAAAUAGAGAAACCAGAAGAACCGAAACCUGAGCAGAUUUCAUUAAAACCAGUUAGAAAGCUUCCUAAAGAAGAAAAACCAAAGAAAGAAGUCACAUUAAAACCAGUAGAAAAGGAAAAAGUUGAAGUGAAACCGGAAGAGGUUCGUUUGAAGCCAGUGAGAAAAAUAGAGAAACCAGAAAAACCGAAACCUGAGCAGAUUUUAUUAAAACCAGUUAGAAAGCUUCCUGAAGAGGAAGACUCAAAGGAAAAAGUCACAUUGAAACCAGUAGAGAAGGAAAAAGUUGAAGUGAAACCGGAAGAGGUUCGUUUGAAGCCAGUGAGAAAAAUAGAGGAACCAGAGAAACCGAAACCCGAGCAGAUUUUAUUAAAACCAGUUAGAAAACUUUCUAAAGAGGAAGAAUCAAAGGAAGAAGUUACAUUAAAACCAGUAGAAAAGAAAAAAGUUGAAGUGAAACCAGAGGAGGUUCGUUUGAGGCCAGUGAAAAAAAUAGAGGAACCAGAAGAACCGAAACUUGAGCAGAUUUUAUUAAAACCAGUUAGAAAGCUUCCUAAAGAGGAAGAAUCAAAGGAAGAAGUUACAUUGAAACCAGUAGAGAAAGAAAAAGUUGAAGUGAAACCGGAAGAGGUUCGUUUGAAGCCAGUGAGAAAAUCAGAGAAACCAGAGGAACCAAAACCCGAGCAGAUUUCAUUAAAACCAGUUGGAAAGCUUCCUAAAGAGGAAGAAUCAAAGGAAGAAGUCACAUUAAAACCAGUAGAAAAGGAAAAAGUUGAAGUGAAACCAGAGGAGGUUUGUUUGAAGCCAGUGAGAGAAAUAGAGGAACCAGAAGAACCAAAACCUGAGCAGAUUUUAUUAAAACCAGUUAAAAAGCUUCCUAAAGAGGAAGAAUCAAAGGAAAAAGUCACAUUGAAACCAGUAGAGAAGGAAAAAGUUGAAGUGAAACCGGAAGAGGUUCGUUUGAAGCCAGUGAGAAAAGCAGAGAAACCAGAGGAACCGAAACCCGAGCAGAUUUCAUUAAAACCAGUUAGAAAGCUUCCUAAAGAGGAAGAAUCAAAGGAAGAAGUCACAUUAAAACCAGUAGAAAAGGAAAAAGUUGAAGUGAAACCGGAAGAGGUUCGUUUGAAGCCAGUGAGAAAAAUAGAGGAACCAGAGGAACCAAAACCCGAGCAGAUUUUAUUAAAACCACUUAGAAAACUUCCUAAAGAGGAAGAAUCAAAGGAAGAAGUUACAUUAAAACCAGUAGAAAAGAAAAAAGUUGAAGUGAAACCAGAGGAGGUUCGUUUGAAGCCAGUGAAAAAAAUAGAGGAACCAGAAGAACCGAAACUUGAGCAGAUUUUAUUAAAACCAGUUAGAAAGCUUCCUAAAGAGGAAGAAUCAAAGGAAGAAGUCACAUUGAAACCAGUAGAGAAAGAAAAAGUUGAAGUGAAACCGGAAGAGGUUUGUUUGAAGCCAGUGAGAAAAGCAGAGAAACCAGAGGAACCGAAACCCGAGCAGAUUUCAUUAAAACCAGUUAGAAAGCUUCCUAAAGAGGAAGAAUCAAAGGAAGAAGUCACAUUAAAACCAGUAGAAAAGGAAAAAGUUGAAGUGAAACCAGAGGAGGUUCGUUUGAAGCCAGUGAGAGAAAUAGAGGAACCAGAAGAACCGAAACCUGAGCAGAUUUUAUUAAAACCAGUUAGAAAGCUUCCUAAAGAGGAAGAAUCAAAGGAAGAAGUCACAUUGAAACCAGUAGAGAAAGAAAAAGUUGAAGUGAAACCGGAAGAGGUUCGUUUGAAGCCAGUGAGAAAAGCAGAGAAACCAGAGGAACCGAAACCCGAGCAGAUUUUAUUAAAACCAGUUAGAAAGUUUCCUAAAAAAGAAGAGUCAAAGGAAGAAGUCACAUUGCAACCAGUAGAGAAGGAAAAAGUUGAAGUGAAACCGGAGGAUAUAUGUUUUAAACCAGUGAGAAAAAUUGAGAAACCAGAAGAACCGAAACCUGAGCAAAUUUUAUUAAAACCAGUUAAAAAGCUUCCUGAAGAUAAAGAAUCAAAAACAGAAGUCAUAUUGAAACCUGCAGAAAAGGAGAAAGUUGAAGAGAAACCGGAAGAGGUUCGAUUAAAGCCAAUGAGAAGAAUAAAGAAACCAGAAGAACCGAAAUCUGAGCAAAUUGUAUUAAAACCAGUUAGGAAAUUUUAUAAUGAAGAAGAAUCAAAGAAUGAAAUGACUUUAAAAUUAGUUGCAAAAGAUGAAGUUAAAGAAAAAGCAGAAGAAGUUCAAUUAAAACCAAUGAAAAAGGUAGACACACCCGGUAAAUCAAAACCGGAAAAUAUUUCAUUAAAAUCCGAAAGAUAUGUCCCAAGAAAAAAAAUGACAAAGGAAGAAAUUAUGUUAGAAUCAAUAGAAAAGAAAGAAUCCUCUGAAAUUAAUUUGUCACCAGUACCUAAAACGGUGACAGGAAUGAUAGAUGUUAAACCUAUUGAGGAGAAGCCAACAGAGAUAACCGAAACUUCUUGGCGGCGUAAACGAACAAAGAAGGUCGUUGAUUUCAGGGAGGAAGUUACAGUAGUGCCUAUCGAUCAAGAAGAAUCUGUUACAGAGGUUUGUGAAGAAAGAGAGACAAUGGUAAUUGCCACCAAGGGUACUGAAGAUCAAGCUGCAAGAAAGAUAGAAUCUAUGUCAUUGCCUAAUGAAGAUAAGACCGAAGAAGUAAUUGCAAUAAAUGAAAUUUUAUGGAGAAAGAAGAUACAAGAAAGUUCAAACAUGGAAGAAGAAAAAGAAAUAGUUAUGUUAAAACCCAUUGAAAAAGUAGUAGAAUUAGAGUCAAAAAUUGAAUCAUCCAAAAUACAUGCGUUAGUUCCCGUAAAAGAUGAGAAAUUAUCUAAGGAAGUUGAAGUAAAAUUAAUAGGUAAAGAAAAAAUGACGGAUGAAGAAUUUACGGAGGAAGAUAAUGUUAUUGAACUGAAAUCUGAACAGAUUGCGGAACAAGUUGCAAAAGAAAUCGAGAAAGUCAUUAUUGAAUCAGACACAAAAUCUGAAGUAAAAGGAAAAGUACUCGAAGAAAUCACUUCUAAUAUUAUUGAAAAAGAAAUUGUAGAAAAUAUCAAAUUACAAGAUGAGACAGAUAUUACGCAAGUGGAAGACCGUAAGAGAAAACGCAAGCGACGUCAGGUUGACAUAACAAUUACAGAUAAAGAUAAAACUGUUGCUCCAAGAUUUAUUCAAAAGUUACAACCUGUUAUCGCUGAGUUAGAAAAAUCUGCUAAAUUUACGUGUACUAUCAUAGGAAAUCCAUUUCCUGAAAUUUCUUGGUACAAAAAUGAACAAGAACUCCAUGCAAGCGAAAAGUAUACCAUGACUAUAUUUGAGACAACGGCAACCUUAGAAAUAACAAAAAUUAAAGAAAAAGAUGCUGGAAUGUAUUCUUGUAGAGCAUCUAAUCCAGCUGGCGUAGCAACAUCCACUGUCAAUCUUGUGAUAUUUGAAAAAGAAGAACAGGGCGUAGCACCACAUUUUUCAACGCCGAUUAAACCGCUAAUGAUUGAAGAGCAUACUCCUGCUUUAUUAGAAUGCGCUGUAACUGGUAUGCCAAUACCUGAAGUGAAAUGGUAUCGUGGUGAGAAAGAACUAAAACCAAAUGAAAGAAUCGAGAUAGCUUUUAAUCCAACUACUGGAGAAGCUAAAUUAAAAAUUUUAGAACCAAUAUCCGAAGACGAAACGAUUUAUCGCGUUCAUGCUAUAAAUAAAUACGGCCACGCUGAAUGCAGAGCUAAUUUAGUAAUCAAUAACAUCAUUAAAGAAAGCAAACCAGUUAUUCUUAAAGCACCGCGAAUUACAUUACCUUUGCCUGCACUGAUAGCUGAAUGCGGAAAACCUUUGAAGCUUAUAGCUGAUUUUGAAGGCAUACCAAAACCGGAAAUUAAAUGGUUCCGCAAUGGUAUUGAAAUUACACCGAGUAACAGAUGCAAGAUAAAUAUUUCUGAAAGUACAUCCGAAUUAAAUAUAACAGAAAUAACAAACAAAGAUAGCGGCAAAUAUGAGAUAAGAGUUCAAAAUGAAGCUGGUGAAGCAAGAAGCUCGAGUUCCGUUAUCGUUAAAGAACGCAAAGAUUCUACGAGCAAUGUAAUAGCACCAAUGUUUGUGAAACCUAUUCAGCCUCAAUUUGUUGCAGAAGGAGAAGUUGUUAUUAUGGAAGCACGAGUAGAAUCAUAUCCAGCAGCAUCCUUUCAAUGGUUUUAUGAAAGCAAACCUCUUGAGUCGACACCACAGGUAAGAAUCGUAACUCAAGAGAAUCGAUCGAUCUUAAUGGUGAAAGAAACCACAUCAGAACUUGCUGGUAAUUACACAUGUCGUGCUGAGAACGUUAGUGGCUCAGUCUCUUGUACGGCCACUGUUAACGUAACGGAUAUAACAUGGGAAAAGGCAAUUGAAUUAAUUUCACCAACGUUUAUUAAGAGAUUGUCACCCAUAAAAGUUAUGGAUGGUGAAAGUGUCAAUUUAACCUGCGUUGUUGAAGGAAAACCAACACCCAGAGUAGAAUGGUAUCAUAAUAAUGUGCCAGUUAAAGAAGGCAAAGAAAUUACAAUUGUUCAGGAUAUAGAGGGUAUUUGCAGCUUAGCUAUUACCGAAGUAUUCCCAGAAGAUGCUGGAGAGUAUACUUGUCGUGCUGUAAAUUUUGUUGGAGAAGCUGUCUGCACGUCAUCGCUCAUUGUUGAAGCGUACGAGUAUGUGCCUGAUUCAGAAAUUGCAUCUUCAAUUGUCGCAACAUCACUUACCACAGGACCAAGCGAAUCGGAAGAAGAUCUUUUAUCUCCGAAAGAAAUUCCUAUCUUCGACACUGAUGUAGAAGAAUCCGUACCAGAGAUAAUUAAAAAGCUUCCUCAGUUAAUUCCUACCAAAGAUGGGGAAUUAACUAGAUUGGAAGUAAAAGUAAAAGGCAAACCAAAACCAAAAGGAAAAUGGUAUAAACAAGGCGUGGAAAUAAUCUCAUCACAAGAAUUCCAAAUUGAGGAUUAUGAAGAUGGUACAUCAGUAUUAACAAUCGCCGAAACUUUCCCUGAUGAUACUGGUGAGAUCACAUUCGAAGCUCACAAUCCUCUUGGUGUAUCAACUACAACGACAUAUUUAUCAGUAGAAGGUAUACUCGGAACAAAAGAAUAUAGAAAACCAAAGUGGGUCACACAAAUGGAAGAAAUGCAAAAGGCUUUAAGAGCUACACAAGCUGUUCCACGAUUUAUUCAAGAAAUAACGGAUGUUUAUGUAAAAGAAGGAGAAACUGCUUUGUUUGAAUGUGUUUUUUCUGGUAACCCCAAACCAGAUGUUGUUUGGUAUAAGAAUGAUAAACUUAUAAUGAAUACGGAGAAUGUAAAAGUACGUAUAUUUGAGGAAGAAAAUAAAACUACUCUAACGGUUAAGCAAACUACCAGAGAGGAUGAUGCCACAUAUGUUUGCAAAGCUACUAAUGAAAUUGGUAUGAUAAUAACGAAAGCCAAACUGCAUAUUGAUACUACUAGCGAAACACGGCCAAUGUCGGACGAUAUAAUUAAAAAGGAAGAAAAAACUAAAAUGGAUAUAAAGUCGAGAAAACUACAAGAGAAACCACAUAAAAAGAAGAAACCCGAACUAAAGAAAGCAAAAGAGAUGAAAGAGGCAAUCAAAUCUGAACGUAUCAAAAUUGAAAAAGAAAAAAUCCUUGAAGAAAAGCUUAUUCCAAAGGAUCAGAUAGAGGAAAAAAGAAUUGUCGAUAUUAAAGAAACUCAACUAUUAGAAACUACAAAGUUUAUAGACGAUAAAUCCGAGGAGAUUUCUAAAGCACAAAAAAUACUACCGAUUCAAGAACCAAUUGUGACCGAAAUAACACCUUUCUUAAAAAAAAUUGACGAUCAGAAAUCACGAGAACAUAUACCCAAAAUCGAAGAACGUGCCAAACAAAUUGUCGAAGAGCGAGAAAGUGUCGUCGUGUCAGAAAUCACAAGUGACGAUAUUGUUUCUAAUUUUACAAUCGAAAUGAAGCUUGAUCAUGCUCAAGUUACUUCAGAAUCUUUACAGAAAGUUUCAGUCUCCGAAGCACAAGUAAGAACUAAUGUGCAAGAAACGAAGCAUACAGAGACAAAGCAAAAAAAAGUGAAGAAAAUAAAAACAGAAAAAGUUAAAGAAGAUAUUAUAAAAGAGAUUGUGGAACUGCAAAAAGAAAACAUAGCUCGGGAAGUUGAUGAAAUGAUGGAAGUACUUGAUGCAAAAGAGUUUGGCGCAGGAGAAUCUCCUCUUCGAGAACUCGCAACAAUUGGCUACUUGGUUCGACAAGGUGUUUCCGUAAACGAGAUCAACGAAUGCCUUUACAGGACUGAGAUCUUUCCCGCUCUAAAAACACCCGAUGCUCAGAAUGCUUUGGUUCAAUUAGUAGAAAGAAAGGGCCACGGUCCGUUAAUUACCCAAGUACUUAGCGAAGAGACAACUACUGAUGAAAGCUUUGUUGCAGCAACAGUCGGUUUUCGUGCUUUUAUGAGAAUGGUUGAGCUUCAGCAUGCAACCGUGGAAGAAGUCAUUACACAUUUUGCUCCGGAAGAUUUCAGGCCACAUGCUUGGGAAGUUACAGAAAUUUCAGAGGUUGAAACAGAGCAACAUGCUAUGGAAAGAGCAAAUGUCGUUCACAAAAUGGAAGUUCAGUUUAUGAAGAGGAAGAGCGAAAGGGAAGCUACUCAUGUACAGGAUAUUCGAGAAAUUAAAGAAUACGAGGAUACACGGCAGGCACACACAACAUUGCGCAAACGCAAAGAUAGAAAAUCAAGGGAUCAAAUCGAAGAUACAACACAAGAUAGGGAAGAGGGGGUUCAAUUUAUAAAAAUUGAGGAAGUUGAUGAAAUUGAAAAGGAAAGAAAAAAAGAAGGAAUUGAAGAAGAAGUUAUUGAACUUGAACGGGAUUCGAAGGGCAGAUUGAUUCGUAAGCAAAAACAAGAUGUGGAAAAACAAAUAAAUAUAAAGGAGGAGGAGGAGGAGGAGGAGAAGGAAACGAUUGAAAAGAUUAGAAAAGCUUUAAUACCAAAGAGAUCAAACACUGGUAAAGAUGAGAUACAAUUGGAAGAAAUAGAAGAAUUUGAAGUAGUGAAAGAUGAAUUAUUGCCAUCUAUAAUUUUGAACGUGUCUAGUCAACGAAAUCAAGUGAUGCCGUUAGAUCAUACAAUCGAACAAGCACCUGGCAAAUCUGAAUUGGAGAAAGCUAAAUACACAUUAGAUACUGUUAUUGCGCUAACAGAACAAAUGACAUCAGUACAUGAAAAAGAAAUUGAUCAAAUAGUAAGUAUUAAGCCUAUUGAACGUAAAGCGUCAAUAUCAAUCUCAUCAAUAGAACCAUAUUCUACCAUAGAAACUGCUACACAUAUAUCUACUAAUGAAUUCUCUGGAUCUUUCAAACCCGCUUUUUGUGAAGCUACACCUUCUGUAAUAAUAAAAGAAAGUCUUCUUAUCAGCGAAUUUGCUCAUAAUGAAAAUGUAUCAAAUCUAACACUGACUACAUCAGAAAUUAAUCAAAAAGCAGAUGUGCAGGUUACCAUGCAAGAGGCCACAACUAUUAGAGAGACUAUAAUUAAUCAAAGCGAAGUACCGACCGAAGAUUUUAUAACACCAUUAAGCGUUAAAGCGGAAGAUAUAUUCUUACCGCAAAUACCACUCUCCAUUUAUGAAAUACAGGAAGGUUUAGUGGAAGAUCAAUUAGAACCCGCAAAAACAAUCCUUACAAAAUCGCGAAUGAACAUCAAUGCAAUAGAACCGUUAAUAGUGGAAGAAAUUUAUUCCGAAGAUAAACCAGGAAAAUAUUAUCCAGAGUUGAUAGUACCUACUGAAGUUGCUACCGAAACGGUAAUUUCACAGCGACAAUGUGUUACUGAAGAGAUGAACGCACCCGAAAAAGAAGGAACAUAUAUACCAGGUAAAUUACCACCGAGUCAAACUGCCCAAAUUGGAAUCUCCUGUGAAAACGAAACGACUAUUAUUCGUCACGAUUUUGUGCAGGAACGUGAAGGCCAAUAUAUUCCCGAGCGAAAAGUAGAUUCCUUCGAAGCUACACCAAAUGUAACCCUUUUGGAAGGAGUCACAAUAUCAACAAUCGAUACUCAACAAAAAGAAAAUGAUUUAACAAUCCAGGAGAGCAAACAAGUCACAGCUAACUUAAAUGUUGUAGAAGUUAUAUCAGCUGUGAUGACAGAAACGAUGACUUCUGAAAAAGAACGAGAUUAUUACCCUGAAGAAAAGCCUACUGCUAAAUUGGCCGUUACGUCAAUCUCACCUUUGGAAAUUAGUUCUGUAGCAGAUACAAUUGUUCAAGAAUGUGAAGGAAUUUAUAGUUGCGAUCACACAGCAUCUGAAGUAAUAGCGGAAACAUCAGUCAGACCAAAGGAACACAUCUUAAUAUCUCAAAUUCAAACCGCAGACUAUCCUGCGGAUUUAAAAGACACCCUCAAAUAUGUUUCAGAAAGCGGCGUUAUAUCUAUUCAAUUAACUGAAGCGAAAACUGUUCUCGACACGCUCACCCACGAUCGAGAAGCUAGCAUGAAAGAAAAUGAAAAACCGGAAACUCAUACAAUCGAGACAGUCUACGAUGCUGUCAGUGGUAUUGAGAUAUCGCAAACUACUUUUAUAGAAAAAGAAGCAGAACUGAAAAUCUUUAAAAUGCCUGAAUCACACCGUGGCAAAACGGUACCUACUCAUCCAAUGAUCUCGUUUGAAGUUCAGGAAACUCAAGCUGAAAAUGAUUUAGGUGAAGUCACAAAAGAAGUCUUACCAAUUGCUACAGCUAAAAUUAAAGCAGUAAAUUUGCAAGAAACGAUCAUUGGCGAGACUGUUGCAGCGGAAGAUGUAGUUCCGGCGAAAAGGGAUAAGAGUCCCGAAAAAAUAACUGCCGUAAUUUCAAUGAACCAAACUGAAAGCUUGCACACCACAAUGAUCAUAACGGGUGAGAAAGAAACUGAAUAUCUUGGAACAACUGAUAUUAAAAGUGCAUGUGCAAAUACUAAAUAUAUGACGCAAUUGGCUCCAAUAUGCGAACAAGUAAGAACAGAAUCACCGACUGAAGAGUAUCUAGCGAUAGAUGAACCUGUGAGUGGAAAAGCAUAUUUAUCUCACGUUCCUAUAGAAACUAUCAGUAUUGUUAUGCAAGAAACCGCAGAAAAAGAAGACAUUUAUAAAGCGGAUAUAAAACCCGAAGGAAAAAUAGUAAAUAUUGAACUCACAGAAAUGAGGCCAGGUGCCAGCGUUCUAGAAAUAAUUCCACAUGAUCUCGAAAACAUUUACAAGCCGGAUACUGGACCACAGACUCAUACAGUUGAUUCGUCCAUAACCGGUCACACAAUUGCGUCAACAGAAGAGAUCUUAGUGGAACAAAGUGCUGGAAAGAUAAGCAGUGAUCUACCAAAAACAGGCAGAGCAAUAAUGCAACAAGAAACUCUGGAAGAACUGAUAGUAACUGAAACAAAUGUUGGCGAAAUGGAACGAAUUAGAGAUAAGGAAGCAAGUCCUGUUAAACAAAAUGUUACGAUUCAAGUAUGCGCUCAACCUGAAAAACUGACCGUCACUGAAGUAAUGACCGCAUUGAAGGAAGAAGAAUUAGCAAUAGAAAAAUUACCAGACAAACGAAGGGUUAUGUUAGACAUAACUGAAAGUCAUGAAAUAGCCGAAACACAAGAGUUGAUUCUUGCAAACAAUAUCAGUACAUUGAAAGAAAAAAAGCCGAAUCGGGAAAACGCUAACCAAUUGCAAAGUGGAUUAGACGUUGUACAACAAAUGGAAGUAUCUGUAUCUGAAAAAGAAUCUCCUUUAAAAACAGAUGUAAAACCUGAUAUGAAAAAAGUUGAUAUUACUUUCGAAGAAGGAGAAAGUUUGACAAUUGAAAUUACACAUCCCGAAGAUAAAGAAGAUGUACUUGAUGAAAAACAAGUGCCGAAAACAGUCGAAGCUACAAUAGACGUAGUAGCACAGAAUAUAGCAUCAAAAUUUGAGAUUAUUAGUGGUGUAACUUCAACUGAAUUAUGUACCAAACAUAUUCAAGAAAUACAUCCUAAAGCGACAUUAUUACCAUUUGAAACAGCUGUCGCUGAAGAAGUGCAAACAAGAGAAACUGAGAAGCCUUUUUCUCAUAUUCCAGCAUCAGAGAAGAAAGCUAAUUUUGAAUUUGUAAUGGGUGAAAGUCUUGUUAUCUCUUCUGUAACAACGGGUGACAAAGAAAGCAUGCUUACAGAAAUAGAAAAACCGCAAGCCAAAUCUAUUGUUUUUGAUAUUCCUACUCAUAUCGUGGCAGAAGCUGCUGAAGUAACCGCAACUGAUAAUGUCAGUGAACUAAUACGCGAAAAAACGAUUUCCGUAACGGCUACGACCGACCAUAUUACUUGUCACAGUAUUAUUACAUCCGAAAUGUCAACUGGUGACUCAGAACAGCUUAUGCUUGAUUUCAUCAAACCAGAUACAAAAAAAGUCGAUGUAUCGUUCGAAGAAGAAACAAGCGUAACAGUGAUUGAAACAAUUGCAUCUGACAAGGAGCAAGAGUAUUUAAAAAAACCGGUUAUUCCCGGUGAAAAAAUUACUACCAGCUUUGACGCUCAUAAAGUUGCUGAAUUCACUGAAGUUACGCCGGCCAUUUACCCAGGAGAACUUGAUAUAAAAACACUAGCAGUAGCAGCAGCGAAAAAGGAAUAUUUACCUUUUGAAAAUAUUAUUCAAAGCGAAACUAUUACAACAGAAAAAGAAAUAGAAUUUCAAAAGAAACCAAUCAAAACCGAUACAGCUCGAAUAUCCGUCAACGAGAUCACCAGUGCCACUAUGUCUACCGAAAUUUUAGGUGAAAAGGAAGAUACUCUCCGAAUUCCUGAAAGGCCUACAAAUAAAAAAGCUGAAAUUCAAUUUGCUGAACAUAUUAUUGCUGAGAAAAGCGAAGUUACUCCAGAUUACAAUACUGGAGAAUUGAUAGAAACAAACCCAACUUCUAUGUCAGCAAUAUUCUCAAGUAUUCCAUUAGAAGCAAUAGUAGCAACAGAAACUCAGCCGACGGAAACGGAGGCUAUACUUGGGAAAGAUAAAAUACCAUUCUUGGCUCAAGCUGAUCUUUCAAUGAUAAUGGAACAAAGUGUACAAAUAUCUUCGGUAAUUUUGGAAGAUAAAGAAAUGGAAUAUAAACAUAAAGAAAUACCAAAAGCAAAAACAGCAGAGAAAGUUUUAAUUGAAACUCAUGGUGUUGCCGAAACAACAAUGCAAACUGCUAAUUUUAGCACUGGCGAAAUGGUUGUUGACGAAACAUUAUUUGCUGCUGUCGCAGUUCCAGAUCACAUAGUUUUUAAUUCAUUAAUAGAAUCACAGCCUAUUAUUCAAGAAGGAGAAGAACACUUUACGCCAAUAUUAAUGCCGAAAAAUAAAGUUGUAAAUAUCGAUGUGGAAGAGGGCAAGACAAUCGCAAGUAUAGUACAUAUAACAUUAGCCGACAAAGAAACACUAUAUGAUGAAGAACAACCAUGUAAACACGCUGCUUCAUUCGACAUCAAUACUGUUCACAGUAUAGCAGAAACGACUGCCGUAGAUAUCGAACAAGCUAUAGGGGAAGUAACUAUCAAAAAACCAAACAUGGAAACGGUAUCAGCUGCACACGAAGUACAUCAAAGUCUUUUAGUAACUGAAAAUAUGAUUCAAGAUCAAGAGAAAUCUUUAGAAGAUAAACUCAUGCCCGAAAUACACAAAAUAGAAUUAUCUAUCGAAGACGGUAAGCGUGUUACAUCAGUUACAGAAAUUAAAAUGGCUGAUAAAGAAGCUCCCCUCGAAACGUUAGAGAAAAAAAGAUCUCACUUAGCACUCUCGAUUAUUGUUCCUGGCCAUGAAGUCGCCGAAAAAUCUGAAAUAAUUCCCAGUUCAAGUACAGAUGAAAUGUGUGAAAUUACAGCACCAACAAAAGUAACUGCGCUAAUUGGCCAAAAACCUUUCGAAACAGUGCAACUGCUCGAACAAGUCCUUGUGGAAAAAGAAAUAGACAAAGUUAAGAAAAUACCUUUGAAAAAAACAAACGCACGUAUUAUUUUAGAUGAAAAUAGAUUCGUCGCCAUUACAGAAUCUAUUAACGCUCAAGACGUUGAAAAGGAAUUUUCUACAAAGAAACUUCAUCAAGAGGCGGCAAAUCUUUUACUGGAAGGUAAAGAAGUAGCUGAACAAACGGAAAUUAACUUACGGGAAGGACUUGGAGAAUUACCUGUGGUAUUGAAACCGAUUGAACGUGAAGCAUAUAGAACACAAUCUAUUUUGGAAAGUAUUGACGUCAGUGAAACAGUUCCUCAAGAGCAAGGUAUAAUAUUUACUGAUAAAUUUAAACUUGAUAAACGUAGCGUCGAGAUUAGCUUCGUUGAAGGGAAAUGUGUUACUGUAGACCAUAUCAUAGCGCAAGACAAAGAAGCAGCAAUGAAUAUUCAAAAAUAUGAAGAAAAUAUGGCAAAAAUAAAACUAACAAAACCUGGCAUGGAUAUAGCUCAAAAGGCUCAAAUAUUUAUUGAGCAAAAUACUGGAUUGAUUAAACCUUUUGAAAAAAUAGAAGCAGAAGCCCACGUAAAGCAAGAUGCGUUUCAAUCUAUCAUUGUCCAUGAAGUUCCAAGUGCAGAAAGUGAAGAGAAUUUCAAUAAAUACCCGAAGGUAGUAUUCAGUACGGCUGUACCAACAUUUGAAGAGGACCAUAGUGUAUCUAUUAUGGAGAUAACAUCUGGUGAAGUUGAAACAUCAUUGGAAGAGAAGAAAUAUGAAACAUCGCAAAAAGCUGUUGAUACUAUUGUUACUGAACAUGAUAUGAUAGAGACUAUGAUAGUAGAGUCACGAAUCGAUGUACCUGAACAACCUCCCGAUUAUAUUUUAAUAUCUCAAAUUGCCGUGCCGGUCCGAAAUACAUUUGAAAGUAUUAUUGUUAACGAGAAUAUUGUCGAAGAAAACGAGAAGACUUUCGAAAAUGUGUUUAACCCUACGACACAAAAAGCGAAUAUCGAUAUAACAGGGGUAAACUCAUUACAAGUUUCAGAAACAAUUUUUGAAGACAAAGAAGAGUUGUUGAAUAUCGCUUCAAAACGAACUGAAGUCAAAGCUACUCCAGAUAUCAAUUUAUUGCAAACUAUUGAAGGCUCUUUUAUGGAAAGUAUACAAAAUAUUCAAGAGUUCCGUGAGGAGAAACCAUUUUCUUCUCAAGCAACCAUAACUCAAACCACGAUAGAAACAAUAGUGAGGUCAGAAACAACGCCAGCCGAAAGAGAAGACGUUUUUGAGAGUAAGCAACUUGAAACACAGAAAAGCAAACCGCAAUUCGAAGGUCUUACAACGGUUGUAAUUACUGAGACAGCUUCUAAUGAAAUUGAAGAUAUCUUAUGUGAAGUCGUUACACCAAAACAGCACCAAGCACAAUCGAAUGUAACAGGUAGAGAAGCUGCGGAAGUUCUUCAAAUAGUUACAGCAAGUACGAUCGAAGAUUUUACGAAACCUGUCAAAUUACACGAACAAAGAGGUAAACCAGGACUUGAAGAAUUGUCAUCCGUGACGGUUUCCGAAAUUAUUUUGAAUGAAGUUGAAAAUGUCCUAGCUAAUGAAAUUAUUCCAAAAGAUCGCAAGGCUGAUUUCAAAAUUUCUGGUAGAGAAAUCGCCGAAACAAUUCAAGUAACAGCAAUGUCUGAGAUUAAUGAAUUUGCUAGAGAAAGACCUGAAGUACAGAAAGUUAACCAACAAGUUGAUGAACUAAUUCCACUGACUAUUUCACAAGUAAUUUCUGAUGAGACCGAAGAACCAUUAAUUAGCACUGAACUUCCCAUAGGGAAAUUAGCACAAACAAAUAUGUUCGGUAGAGAUAUCGCGGAAACAACACUUGUUUUAACAAUGACUAAUGCCACAGAAUUAAUUCCUAAAAAAGAAAUUGAAAAGCAGAAAGGUAAACUUAGUCUAGAAAAAUUUAAAACUUUGACGAUUUCACAAGUAGAAACUCAAGAAACUGAAAAUGUGUUUGAUAGUUUCAAAGUACCAACUGAAGAAACGGCACAAACAAGUUUGCAUGGCAUAGCAGACGUAGCAGAAACUACGGAAAUAACAACUGUAUCAAAUCUAGGUAAGUUCAUUGAACUUCAAAAGCCCAAAAUACAAAAGGGAAAACUAAAUCUCGAAGAAUUAUCACACUUACAUAUAACGCAAACUGUAUCUAAUGAAGCAGAAACACUAUUGCCUAGUCCAGAAAUGCCUACAAAAAAGAUGGCGCAAACUAAUUUAUCUGGUAGAGAUAUAGCUGAAACAAGUCAAAUUUUAACAAUGCUAAGUAUAGAAGAACUCUCAAAACAAGUGUUACCAGAUGAGCAGAAAGGAAACGUACAAGUAGACGAAUUAUCCUCCUUGACUAUAUCUCAAGUAUUAUCUCAUGAAACCGAAAAAACAUUCGAAAGUUUCGAUGAAUCUAGGGUACUCACAGCAAAACCCAUUAUGUCUGGUAGAGAAAUUGCCGAGACUUCUCAGGUGCUUACUGUCACAAAUGUCGAAGAACUUUCGACUUCCAGAAGUCCAGAAAAACAAAAAGGUAAACCAGGUUUUGAUGAAUUUUCUUCUCUCGUGGUUUCGCAAAUAAUGUCUACUGAGGCAGAAGCACAAUUACCAAAAUUAGAGAAAUUAAAUGAGAAAACAGCUACACCUUGUUUCUUAGGUAGAGAAGUAGCCCAGAAUGUCGAAAUAGUAACAGCUGCAACCGUUGAACAAAUACCCGAGUUUAAAAAAACAGAUGAUCAAAAAGGAAAACCAGAUGUUGAACAAGUAAAUUCCAUUACUGUGUCUGAAGUAAUUUCUACAGAGACAGAACAAGAAUUAUUGACACAAGAAACGCCAAAAGAGCAAAUAGCUUUGCCAAAACUAUCUAGCAUAGAAGUACCACAAACGUUAGAAGUAACAGUAGUGAGUAACGUCGAAAAACUUGAAAAAUCCCAAAUUCCUAAAGAACAUAAAGGCAAAUCAAAUGUUGAAGAACUAAUACCAUUAUCAAUUUUAGAAGUGGCUUAUAAUGAAGAGGAACAAGAAUUACUCACUCCAGAGGAACCAACUAAGCAUAUAGCUGAAAAAAGUAUGCUAGGAAUGCAUGUGGCAGAGAAAUCACAAAUAUUUGCGUCGUUAACUACGGACGAGAUGAAAGAGUCUGUUAAGCCUGAGAUAAAAAAGUUGAUACCUGAACAAAUACCAUUUGAGAAUAUACAACAGAUCGAAUUAAUUCCUCAUGAAAGUGAAUAUAUACUUCUUUCUAAUAAGAAGAUACAGGGUGAUAUAGCCGAUGUUUCAUUCCGUGUUUCUGAAGGAGUCGAAGUUAUCGAAGUAACUGCUACAGAAAAUGAAACAAAAGAAGUGGUGAAAGGUUUGAAAGAAACAAUGAAACAAACAGCUGAGCAAAAAAUACAAAGCAUCCACGUUGCAGAAAAUUCUCAGAUAGUUACGUCGUCAAGAACAGAAGAAAUGAUGGAUUCUAUUAAACCAGACAUAAAAAAAAUAGUACCAAAACAAAUACCGUUUGAGAGUAUACAACAGAUAGAAUCAAUUCCUCAUGAAAGCGGAUACCUGUUUUUCCUUGAUAAGAAAACACCAAGUACUACAGCCGAUAUUUCAUUUCGUGUUUCCGAAGGAAUUGAAGUUAUACAGGUAACUGCUACAGAGAAAGAAACAAAGGAAGUCAUUAAAAAUUUGGAAGAAGCAAAACAGAUAGCCGAACAAAGCCUGCUUACUAUGCCUGUUGUAGAACAAUCUCAAGUAAUUACAUCAUCAACGACGGAAGAGAUAAUAGAAUCUGUUAAACUUGACGUAAAGAAAGUAAUACCUGAACAAAUACCGUUUGAGAGUAUACAACAGAUCGAAUCAAUUUCUCAUGAAAGCGAACAUUUGCUUCUCCCUGAUAAGAAGACACCAAGUACUACGGCCGACGUCUCAUUCCGUGUUUCCGAAGGAAUUGAAGUUACCCAAAUAAUUACUACAGAGAAAGAAACUAAGGAUGUCAUAAAAAGUCUGAAAGAAGAAACAAAGUUAACAGCCGAACAGAGCAUGCUUACUAUGCCUGUUGCAGAACAAUCUCAAAUAAUUACAACAUUGACGACAAAAGAGAUAAUAGAAUCUGUUAAACCUGAAAUAAAGAAAGUAAUACCUGAACAAAUACCGUUUGAAAGCAUACAACAGAUCGAAUCAAUUCCUCAUGAAAGCGAGCACUUACUUCUUCCUGAUAAGAAGACACCAAGUACUACGGCCGAUGUUUCAUUUCGUGUUUCUGAAGGAGUCGAAGUUAUUCAAGUAACUGCUACAGAGAAGGAAACUGAGGAAGUCAUAAAAAGUUUAGAAGAAGCAACAAAACAGACAGCCGAACAGAAUCUGGUUACUAUGCCUGUUGUAGAACAAUCUCAAGUAAUUACGUCAUCAACGACGGAAGAGAUGAUAGAAUCUGUUAAACCUGAGGUAAAGAAAAUAAUACCUGAACAGAUACCAUUUGACAGUAUACAACAGAUUGAAUCAAUUCCUCACGAAAGUGAAUACUUACUUCUCCCUGAUAAGAAAACACCGAGUAGUACGGCCGAUGUCUCAUUCCGUGUUUCUGAAGGAAUCGAAGUUAUCCAAGUAACUGUUACAGAAAAAGAAACAAAGGAAGUCGCAAAAAAUUUAGAAGAAGCAAAACAGAUAGCCGAACAAAGCCUGCUUACUAUGCCUGUUGUAGAACAAUCUCAAGUAAUAACAUCAUCAACGACGGAAGAAAUGAUAGAAUCUGUUAAACCUGAGGUAAAAAAAAUAAUACCUGAACAGAUACCAUUUGACAGUAUACAACAGAUUGAAUCAAUUCCUCACGAAAGUGAAUACUUACUUCUCCCUGAUAAGAAAACACCGAGUAGUACGGCCGAUGUCUCAUUCCGUGUUUCUGAAGGAAUCGAAGUUAUCCAAGUAACUGUUACAGAAAAAGAAACAAAGGAAGUCGCAAAAAAUUUAGAAGAAGCAAAACAGAUAGCCGAACAAAGCCUGCUUACUAUGCCUGUUGUAGAACAAUCUCAAGUAAUAACAUCAUCAACGACGGAAGAAAUGAUAGAAUCUGUUAAACCUGAGGUAAAGAAAAUAAUACCUGAACAGAUACCAUUUGACAGUAUACAACAGAUUGAAUCAAUUCCUCACGAAAGUGAAUACUUACUUCUCCCUGAUAAGAAAACACCGAGUAGUACGGCCGAUGUCUCAUUCCGUGUUUCUGAAGGAAUCGAAGUUAUCCAAGUAACUGUUACAGAAAAAGAAACAAAGGAAGUCGCAAAAAAUAUAGAAGAAGCAAAACAGAUAGCUGAACAAAGCCUGCUUACUAUGCCUGUUGUAGAACAAUCUCAAGUAAUAACAUCAUCAACGACGGAAGAAAUGAUAGAAUCUGUUAAACCUAAGGUAAAAAAAAUAAUACCUGAACAAAUACCGUUUGAGGGUAUAGAACAGAUUGAAUCAAUUCUUCAUGAAAGCGAACACUUGCUUCUCCCUGAUAAAAAAGCACCGAGUAGUACGGCCGAUGUCUCAUUCCGUGUUUCUGAAGGAGUAGAAGUUAUUCAAAUAACUGCUACAGAGAUAGAAACUAAGGAAUUUGAAAAAACUUUGAAAGAAGCAACUGAACAAACAGCCGAGCAAAGAAUGCAAAGUAUCCACGUUGCAGAAAAAUCUCAGGUGGUUACAUCGUCUGCAACAGAAGAAAUGACGGAAUCUACUAAGCCAGAAGAAAUGAAAAUAAUUCCUGAACAAAUACCGUUUGAGAGCAUACAACAGAUCGAAUCAAUUUCUCAUGAAAGCGAACAUUUGUUUCUUCCUGAUAAGAAGACACCAAGUAUUAUGGCUAAUAUUUCAUUCCAAGUUUUCGAAGGAGUCGAAGUUAUUCAGGUUACUGCUACAGAAAAGGAAUCAAAAACGGCCAUAAAAAGUUUGAAAGAAGAAACAAAGCUGACAGCCGAACAGAGCAUGCUUACUAUGCCCGUUGUAGAACAGUCACAAAUAAUUGCAUCGUCAACAACGGAAGAGAUGAUAGAAUCUAUUAAACCUGAGAUAAAGAAAAUAAUAUCAGAACAAAUACCGUAUGAGAGUAUACAACAGAUCGAAUCCAUUACUCAUGAAAGCGAACACUUGCUUCUCCCUGAUAAGAAAACACCGAGUACUAUGGCCGAUGUUUCAUUCCAUGUUUCUGAAGGAGUUGAAGUUACUCAAGUAACUGCUACAGAAAAAGAAACUGAAGAAGUUAAAAACUCGGAAGAAGCAACCAAACUAGUAGCCGAGCAGAGUAUCUUUAGUAUGCCUGUUGCACAAAAAUCCCAAAUAGUUAUAUCAUCAAUAACAGAAGAUAUUAUAAUGUCUACCGAACCUGAGAUAAAAAGAAUCAUUCCAGAACAAAUACCGUUUGAAGGUGUGCAACAAAUAGAAUCAAUUCCUCAUGAAAGUGAGAGUUUGCUUUUUCCCGAUAAAAAAGCAUCAAGUACUAUGGCUGAUGUUUCAUUUCGAAUUUCCGAAGGAGUCGAAGUUAUACAAAUAACUGCUAAUGAGGAAGAAGUUAAAGAAGUCGUAGAAAGCCUGACAAAACCACUUAAACAAAUAGCAGAGCAAGGUAUGUUAAGCAUGCCCGUUGCUGAAAAAUCUCAUGUUAUAGCAUCAAUGUCAACGGAAGAAAUGACAGAGUUUCUUAAACCUGAUAUAAAGGAAAUAUCACCAGAACAAAUACCGUUUGAGAGUAUUCAACAGAUAGAAUCAAUACCACAUGAAAGUGAAAGUUUCCUUAUCGCGGAAAAGAAAGCAGCAAGAGUAACAGCUGAAGUUUCAUUUCGCACAUCUGAAAGUCUGCAAAUCAUUCAAGUAACACCUACAGAAAAAGAAGCAAAGGAAGAUGUCAAAGGUCUCGCUGAAGAAGUAAACGCUCACACAGACAUAACUGAACGAAAAGUUGCUUUAAAAACUGAAAUUCUUCCAGAAGAUGUAGUAUCUGAAUUUAGUAUUUCAAAACCAAAGAAUAAAACAGCCCGCGGAGUUGAAGAUGAAAAACAAGGUGUAAUUGUUACUGAAUUGCAACACGUUACCGAAAUUGAAUCAAAUUUGCCCGAACCCGUCGUACCAGUAAUACCAAAGUUAGCAAGUUCAUCUAUCGAAGCCGACUACAUGGAGAAAUACGUAGAAACUACAGAAGCAUCAAAGAAACAACAUUACCUUACAAUCACACAACACACAACACACGAAACAAAUCAACAACCAACAAAUGACUCCGAUACUGAAGUAAUUGAAGAAUACACAACAAAAUUUAGACGCGGUAGUAAAGAAAGUGAAGAAGCAGCAAUUAAAACAAAGAAAACAAUAAUACGAAAAAAGAAACCAAAAACUAAAUUAGAAAAAGAAAAAAUAGUAAUAAUUGAAGAAAUUGAAAAUAUAAAACCACAAAUACCACUGAUACCAAAAAAGCAAUUUUAUAACAUCGAAGAAGUAACAGAAGAAAUAGGAAUAGAAGAAAUACUACCAACAAGAAUUGAAGAAUCAGAAGAUGCAAUUCCUGAAACACAUCCAGAACUUAAAAUACACCACGAAGAGGAAGAAAUAAGAGAGCAAGUAACUACAAUUCAGGAAUCUGUCAAGGAGCAAAAACCGAAAAAGAUUAUAGAAAAGAAAGUCAUAAAACAUAAAGAACAACAAGAAACCGAAAAAAUAACGGUGAAAAAGCAGAGCCAACAGCCUAUGACCAUUAUAAAAAGUCCUGUGGAAGAAACCGUUGAAGGGAUUAUACUUUCCAUACCAUAUCCCGAAUCCGCAAAAUUCGAUAAAAAAGACAAAAUAAAAGAACAAGUAACGGUGACAGAGAAAAUUAUAGAAGAACAUAAACCUAAAAGGAUUACAAAGCAGAAGAUCACCAAACGUAAAGGACAGAAGCAGCAAGUGACGGAAGAAAUAACAGUGGAAGAGAAAGCCCUUCCGCCUGUCACAACAGUUACAGAAUGUCCCGUAGAAGAAAUUAUUGAAGAGACUACACCACAUCACAAAUUUGCAAAACCCGUUGAAGAAGAAGAAAUAAGAGAGGACGUAACUGUGACUGAAGAAAUUGUAGAGGAUCAUAAACCGAAAACGAUUACGAAGAAGAGAGUCACCAAACGUAAAGGACAGAAACAGCAAGUGACGGAAGAAGUAACAGUGGAAGAGAAAGGUCUUCUGCCCGUUACAACGGUUACAGAAGGUCCCGUCGAAGAAAUCAUUGAAGAGACUAUACCACUCCUUGAAAUUGCAAAACCCGUUGAAGAGGAAGAAGUAAGAGAACAAAUAACUGUGACUGUGGAAAUUGUAGAGGGUCCUAAACCGAAAACAAUUACGAAAAAGAGAGUCACCAAACGUAAAGGACAGAAGCAGCAAGUGACGGAAGAAGUAACAGUGGAAGAGAAAGGCCUUCCUCCUGUUACAACAGUUACAGAAGGUCCCGUAGAAGAAAUCAUUAAAGAGACUAUACCACAACCUGAAUUUGCUAAACCCGUUGAAGAGGAAGAAGUAAGAGAGCAAGUAACUGUGACUGAGGAAAUUGUAGAUGGUCAUAAACCAAAAACGAUUACAAAAAAGAGAAUCACCAAACGUAAAGGACAGAAACAGCAAGUGACGGAAGAAGUAACAAUGGAAGAGAAAGGCCUUCCGCCUGUUACAACAGUUACAGAAAGUCCCGUAGAAGAAAUCAUUAAAGAGACUAUACUACAACCUGAAUUUGCUAGACCCGUUGAAGAGGAAGAAGUAAGAGAGCAAAUAACUGUGACUGAGGAACUUAUAGAUGGACAUAAACCGAAAAAGAUUACAAAGAAGAGGGUAACCAAACGUAAAGGGCAAAAGCAGCAAGUGACGGAAGAUGUAACAGUGGAAGAGAAAGGUCUUCUACCCGUUACAACGGUUACAGAAGGUCCCGUAGAAGAAAUCAUUGAAGAGACUAUACCACAUCCAGAACUUACAAAACCAGUUGAAGGGGAAGAAGUAAGAGAGCAAGUAACUGUGACUGAGGAACUUAUACAUGGACAUAAACCGAAAAAGAUUACAAAGAAGAGAGUCACCAAACGUAAAGGACAGAAGCAGCAAGUGACGGAAGAAGUAACAGUGGAAGAAAAAGGCUUUCCGCCUGUUACGACAGUUACAGAAGGUCCUGUAGAAGAAAUCAUUAAAGAGAGUAUACCACAACCUGAAUUUGCUAAACCCGUUGAAGAGGAAGAAGUAAGAGAGCAAGUAACUGUGACUGAGGAACUUAUACAUGGACAUAAACCGAAAAAGAUUACAAAGAAGAGGGUCACCAAACGUAAAGGGCAGAAGCAGCAAGUGACGGAAGAAGUAACAGUGGAAGAGAUGGGUUUUCUGCCCGUUACAACCGUUACCGAAGGUCCCGUGGAAGAAGUCAUUGAAGAGAUUAUACCACAUUCAGAACUUUCAAAGCCCGUUGAAGAGAAAGAAGUAAGAGAGCAAAUAACUGUGACUAAGGAACUUAUAGAUGGACAUAAACCAAAAAAGAUUACAAAAAAGAAGGUAACCAAACGUAAAGGGCAGAAGCAACAAGUGACGGAAGAAGUAACAGUGGAAGAGAAAGGCCUUCCGCCUGUUACAACAGUUACAGAAGGUCCCGUAAAAGAAAUCAUUAAAGAGAUUAUACCACAACCUGAAUUUGCUAAACCCGUUGAAGAAGAAGAAGUAAGAGAGCAAAUAACUGUGACUGAGGAACUUAUAGAUGGACAUAAACCGAAAAAGAUUACAAAGAACAGGGUCACCAAACGUAAAGGGCAGAAGCAGCAAGUGACGGAAGAAGUAACAGUGGAAGAGAAGGGUCUUCUGCCCGUUACAAUGGUUACAGAAGGUCCCGUCGAAGAAAUCAUUGAAGAGACUAUACCACUCCCUGAACUUUCAAAACCCGUUGAAGAGGAAGAAGUAAGAGAGCAAAUAACUGUGACUGUGGAAAUUGUAGAGGGUCCUAAACCGAAAACGAUUACAAAAAAGAGAAUCAUCAAACGUAAAGGACAGAAACAGCAAGUGACGGAAGAAGUAACAGUGAAAGAGAAAGGCCUUCCUCCUGUUACAACAGUUACAGAAGGUCCCUUAGAAGAAAUCAUUAAAGAGACUAUACCACAACCUGAAUUUGCUAAACCCGUUGAAGAGGAAGAAGUAAGAGAGCAAAUAACUGUGACUGAGGAACUUAUAGAUGGACAUAAACCGAAAAAGAUUACAAAGAAGAGGGUCACCAAACGUAAAGGGCAGAAGCAGCAAGUGACGGAAGAAGUAACAGUGGAAGAGAAAGGCUUUCCUCCUGUUACAACAGUUACAGAAGGUCCCUUAGAAGAAAUCAUUAAAGAGACUAUACCACAACCUGAAUUUGCUAAACCCGUUAAAAAGGAAGAAGUAAGAGAGCAAAUAACUGUGACUGAGGAACUUAUAGAUGGACAUAAACCGAAAAAGAUUACAAAGAAGAGGGUCACUAAACGUAAAGGGCAGAAGCAGCAAGUGACGGAAGAAGUAACAGUGGAAGAGAAAGGCUUUCCUCCUGUUACAACAGUUACAGAAGGUCCCUUAGAAGAAAUCAUUAAAGAGACUAUACCACAACCUGAAUUUGCUAAACCCGUUGAAGAGGAAGAAGUAAGAGAGCAAAUAACUGUGACUGAGGAACUUAUAGAUGGACAUAAACCGAAAAAGAUUACAAAGAAGAGGGUCACUAAACGUAAAGGGCAGAAGCAGCAAGUGACGGAAGAAGUAACAGUGGAAGAGAAGGGUCUUCUGCCCGUUACAACGGUUACAGAAGGUCCCGUCGAAGAAAUCAUUGAAGAGACUAUACCACUCCCUGAACUUGCAAAACCCGUUGAAGAGGAAGAAGUAAAAGAGCAAAUAACUGUGACUGUGGAAAUUGUAGAGGGUCCUAAACCGAAAACGAUUACAAAAAAGAAAAUCACCAAACGUAAAGGACAGAAACAGCAAGUGACGGAAGAAGUAACAGUGAAAGAGAAAGGCCUUCCUCCUGUUACAACAGUUACAGAAGGUCCCUUAGAAGAAAUCAUUAAAGAGACUAUACCACAACCUGAAUUUGCUAAACCCGUUGAAGAGGAAGAAGUAAAAGAGCAAAUAACUGUGACUGAGGAACUUAUAGAUGGACAUAAACCGAAAAAGAUUACAAAGAAGAGGGUCACCAAACGUAAAGGGCAGAAGCAGCAAGUGACGGAAGAAGUAACAGUGGAAGAAAAAGGCCUUCCUCCUGUUACAACAGUUACAGAAGGUCCCUUAGAAGAAAUCAUUAAAGAGACUAUACCACAACCUGAAUUUGCUAAACCCGUUGAAGAGGAAGAAGUAAAAGAGCAAAUAACUGUGACUGAGGAACUUAUAGAUGGACAUAAACCGAAAAAGAUUACAAAGAAGAGGGUCACCAAACGUAAAGGGCAGAAGCAGCAAGUGACGGAAGAAGUAACAGUGGAAGAGAAAGGCCUUCCUCCUGUUACAACAGUUACAGAAGGUCCCUUAGAAGAAAUCAUUAAAGAGACUAUACCACAACCUGAAUUUGCUAAAUCCGUUGAAGAGGAAGAAGUAAGAGAGCAAAUAACUGUGACUGUGGAAAUUGUAGAGGGUCCUAAACCGAAAACGAUUACAAAAAAGAGAAUCACCAAACGUAAAGGACAGAAACAGCAAGUGACGGAAGAAGUAACAGUGGAAGAGAAAGGCCUUCCUCCUGUUAUAACAGUUACAGAAGGUCCCGUAGAAGAAAUCAUUAAAGAGACUAUACCACAACCUGAAUUUGCUAAACCCGUUGAAGAGGAAGAAAUAAGAGAGCAAGUAACUGUGACUGAGGAAAUUGUAGAUGGUCAUAAACCAAAAACGAUUACAAAAAAGAGAAUCACCAAACGUAAAGGACAGAAACAGCAAGUGACGGAAGAAGUAACAGUGGAAGAUAAAGGCCUUCCGCCUGUUACAACAGUUACAGAAGGUCCCGUAGAAGAAAUCAUUAAAGAGAUUAUACCACAACCUGAAUUUGCUAAACCCGUUGAAGAGGAAGAAGUAAGAGAGCAAAUAACUGUGACUGAGGAACUUAUAGAUGGACAAGGUCCCGUAGAAGAAAUCAUUGAAGAGACUAUACCACAUCCAGAACUUACAAAACCAGUUGAAGGGGAAGAAAUAAGAGAGCAAGUAACUGUGACUGAGGAACUUAUACAUGGACAUAAACCGAAAAAGAUUACAAAGAAGAGAGUCACCAAACGUAAAGGGCAGAAGCAGCAAGUGACGGAAGAAGUAACAGUGGAAGAGAAAGGCCUUCCUCCUGUUACAACAGUUACAGAAGGUCCUGUAGAAGAAAUCAUUAAAGAUAGUAUAUCACAACCUGAAUUUGCUAAACCCGUUGAAGAGGAAGAAGUAAGAGAGCAAAUAACUGUGACUGAGGAACUUAUACAUGGACAUAAACCGAAAAAGAUUACAAAAAAGAAGGUAACCAAACGUAAAGGGCAGAAGCAGCAAGUAAGGGAAGAAGUAACAGUGGAAGAAAAGGGUCUUCUGCCCGUUACAACGGUUACAGAAGGUCCCGUCGAAAAAAUCAUUGAAGAGACUAUACCACUCCCUGAACUUGCAAAACCCGUUGAAGAGGAAGAAGUAAGAGAGCAAAUAACUGUGACUGUGGAAAUUGUAGAGGGUCCUAAACCGAAAACGAUUACGAAGAAGAGAGUCACCAAACGUAAAGGACAAAAGCAACAAGUGACGGAAGAAGUAACAGUGGAAGAGAAGGGUCUUCUGCCCGUUACAACCGUUACCGAAGGUCCCGUGGAAGAAGUCAUUGAAGAGAUUAUACCACAUCCAGAACUUGCAAAACCCGUUGAAGGGGAAGAAGUAAAAGAGCAAGUAACUGUGACUGAGGAACUUAUAGAUGGACAUAAACCGAAAAAGAUUACAAAGAAGAGAGUCACUAAACGUAAAGGGCAGAAGCUGCAAGUGACGGAAGAAGUAACAGUGGAGGAGAAGGAUCUUCUGCCCGUUACAACCGUUACAGAAGGUCCCGUGGAAGAAAUCGUUGAAGAGACUAUAACACAUCCUAAACUUUCAAAGCCCGUUGAAGAGGAAGAAAUAAGAGAGCAAAUAACUGUGACUGAGGAACUUAUAGAUGGACAUAAACCAAAAAAGAUUACAAAGAAAAGAGUCACCAAACGUAAAGGGCAGAAGCAGCAAGUGACGGAAGAAGUAGCAGUGGAAGAGAAAGGCCUUCCGGCUGUUACAACAGUUACAGAAGGUCCCGUAGAAGAAAUCGUUAAAAAGACUAUACCACAACCUGAAUUUGCUAAACCCGUUGAAGAGGAAGAAGUAAGAGAGCAAGUAACUGUGACUGAGGAAAUUGUAGAUGGUCAUAAACCAAAAACGAUUACAAAAAAAAGAAUCACCAAACGUAAAGGACAGAAGCAGCAAGUGACGGAAGAAGUAACAGUGAAAGAGAAGGAUCUUCUGCCCGUUACAACCAUUACAGAAGGUCCCGUGGAAGAAAUCGUUGAAGAGGCUAUAACACAUUCUGAACUUUCAAAGCCCGUUGAAGAGGAAGAAGUAAGAGAGCAAAUAACUGUGACUGAGGAACUUAUAGAUGGACAUAAACCAAAAAAGGUUACAAAGAAAAGAGUCACCAAACGUAAAGGGCAGAAGCAGCAAGUGACGGAAGAAGUAACAGUGGAAGAGAAAGGCCUUCCGCCUGUUACAACAGUUACAGAAGGUCCCGUAGAAGAAAUCAUUAAAGAGACUGUACCACAAACUGAAUUUGCUAAACCCGUUGAAGAGGAAGAAGUAAGAGAGCAAGUAACUGUGACUGAGGAAAUUGUAGAUGGUCAUAAACCAAAAACGAUUACAAAGAAAAGAAUCACCAAACGUAAAGGACAGAAGCAGCAAGUGACGGAAGAAGUAACUGUGAAAGAGAAAGGCCUCCCACCUGUUACAACAGUUAUAGAAGGUCCCGUGGAAGAAGUCAUUGAAAAGACUGUACCACAAUCUGAAUUUGCUAAACCCGUUGAAAAGGAAGAAGUAAGAGAGCAAAUAACUGUGACUGAGGAACUUAUAGAUGGACAUAAACCGAAAAAGGUUACAAAAAAGAGGGUAACCAAACGUAAAGGGCAGCAGCAGCAAGUGACGGAAGAAGUUACAGUGGAAGAGAAAGGCGUUCCGCCUAUUACAACCGUUACAGAAGGACCCGUGGAAGAAGUCAUUGAAGAAAAUAUACCACAUUCUGAACUUUUUGAACCCGUUGAAGAGGUAGAAGUAAAAGAGCAAGUAACUGUGACUGAGGAAAUUGUAGAUGGACAUAAACCGAAAAAGAUUACAAAAAAGAAGGUAACCAAACGUAAAGGGCAGAAGCAGCAAGUGAGGGAAGAAGUAACAGUGGAAGAAAAGGGUCUUCUGCCCGUUACAACGGUUACAGAAGGUCCCGUCGAAAAAAUCAUUGAAGAGACUAUACCACUCCCUGAACUUGCAAAACCCGUUGAAGAAGAAGAAAUAAGAGAGGACGUAACUGUGACUGAAGAAAUUGUAGAGGAUCAUAAACCGAAAACGAUUACGAAGAAGAGAGUCACCAAACGUAAAGGACAGAAGCAGCAAGUGACGGAAGAAGUAACAGUGGAAGAGAAAGGCCUUUCGCCUGUUGCCACAGUUACAGAAGGUCCUGUGGAAGAAAUUAUUAAAGUGACUGUACUUCCUAUGUCACAUCCCGACUUCACACGAUUCCUUGAAGAAGAAGAAGCCACGAAACAGGUGAUUGUAGCAAAAAAAGUGAUAGCGGAAGUGGGUGACUUGCCUAUUACAACAACUGCUAGUCCCGUUAAAGAAGUCGCUAAAGAAACUGUACUUGUUGAACGUCCCGUAUUUUUCAAUCUUCCUGAAAUAUCAUCCCUAAAGGAUGUUGAACAGAAUAUAAUUGAAGAACAAAUUGCUGCUGAAAUAACUGUAGACAAUAAAGAUAUGGAAGGAUUGUACACAGGAAUCUCAAACAAUCUUCACAUUACACCAGAAAUACAUGACAAACUCACCAAUGAUGUGUUAAUACAUAAUAGCAAUAGAAUUAGUUUAAAAGGUACCAAAGAAGAAUUAAUGUAUCAGCAAGGAGAAUCAAUUAAUGAAGUGCCUAAAGAAACUGCGGAAGAAAUUGAUCACCAUUUGAAGAAAGAAGCAGAUCACCAAAUGUUUCAACUUCGUACAAAUAAAGAUGAAUUGAUAGAUAAUAUAGAGGUUGAUGUUAAAAGGAUACCAUUAAGAAAAGAGGAAAUACCUGUUAUCGAGGAAAAAGAAAAAAUUAAAGAACCGAUUCAUAAAGAUAGUAGAUCAAAGAAAAUGCCAAAGAAAAAAGAUGAUCACAUCGAGAAGAAAAUAACUAUAGAACCAAAAGAAACAAUUAAAAUGCCAGUUGAGGAAAUAAUUAAGGAAAAAGAACAUGUGAUGGAAACUGUCGAUUUUCUUGAAGAAGUAAUGGACGAAUUCCUAACAGAUAUGCCGAAAAAAGAAAAGGCUAUAAUAAAAGAAACUGAAAAAGAGACUAUUAUAAUUGCAAAAAUAGACGUACAAAAAUCACCUGUUAAAAUGCAUAAAAAUAAAAUAGAUUUAAAAAAAGAAAUAAUAGAACCUGUUGAAAUACCUACACCAAAAAUUAUUAAAAAAGGAAAAUUAACGACAGAUCAGCAUGAACAAAAUGAAGAAGCUGUUCAGAAACCAAUUGAGGAAACAGUUAAAAAAGAAGAAAUAACCGAAGUUAUUGAAACGCCUACAAAAAAGAAAAUACUAAGGAAAAAUGUAAGAUUUCAUGAAGAUAAUAUACCCGAAGAAAUUCUUGAAGAAAUUGUUUUGGAAAAACCAGAUAUGGAACAAGCUCAAACUAUAUUUUCGCCAAAAGAGAGUAUUGAAAUAACACAAAUCUUAACUGAGUCGUCCAUUACUAAAUUCGCCGAUGAUAAAGUUAUACUGGAAGAAGCAGCCAUAUACAAAGUUAAAGAAGACGAAAGCGCUUUGAAGAAAGUUUCACGGAAAGAAACGAAUAUAGUUCCUGUACAAGAACAAAUUACUAUUGAAACUACUAAAGAAAUAUCUAGUGAAAAAUUAAAAGAAGAAGAAAUAAAAUUGUCUAUUAUAACAAAAGAAGGAAUAGAAGUUACUGAAACAACUUCAGACAUUUUUUCUGAAGACCUUCUUGUAAAAAUAGAACCGAUAGAGGAGAGAAUACUGCCAAUUAAAGAAGAAGAGUCACAAGUUAAAGUAAAAGAAGUCACUGUGAAAAAGGUACCAAAAAAGAUUAAACCAAUAUAUGCAAAUAUACAACGAACUGAAGGAGAAAUUAUUAAAGACAUUACAUUACAAGAACCAAUUCAAGAAAAAGCAGAAGCAAAAAUAGUACCAAAUGAGAAAAUAGAGACUAUAGAAAUUAUUUCUGAAAUUACAACCGAUAAACUUGAUAAAAAUAAAAUACCACAAAAAGCGAAAUUAAAAUCUGUCAUAGCUGACGUUCAGGAAAAAAAAGAAAAGGAAUUAAUUCCGAUCAAAAAAGAAGAAAUAAUUCAAGAGAAAAAACAAACAGAAAAAUUAAUAGAAGGAACUAUAUCUGUUAAACCUGAGAUAAAACAAACAAAAAUGGAUAAAGCAUUAGAAGGUAUAAAAAAAGUGCCAGAAAUAAUUUCAGAAACUAAAAUGAAAGGUACCUUAAAAGAAUCUAAAGACAAAUUAAAAGAAGCAGAAAUACAUCCUAAAGAAAUAAAAGAAUUUGAAAAACCAACAAAAGAAAAUGAACCUAUUAUAGAAGAAAAGUUAAUAGAGUCUAAACCUAUAGAGGAAAUAAAAGAAAAGAAAAUUAUGAAGAAAAAGAGAAAAAAGCCUGUUAAAAAAGAUGAUAUAGAAGAAUGGAUAGAACCCGAGUAUGAAAAACCUAUUCUAGAACCGAUGCCUGAAAAAAUUCAAUGGGAACCAACGAAAAAAAGAAAAGAAAAGAAAACGUUACCUACAUCUUUGCAAAAAUUGGUUCCACAUAAAAUUGAAAGAAAAGAAAUCAAACCUACAAAAUUGAAAUAUGUUGAACCAAAUAAAGAUAUAAUCCAAUUUGGUACAAUUAAAUUAAAAAAGGUACCAAUCGUUAAGAAAAAAGAAAUAAUUGAACCAAAAUUCCCUAAAAUCAUGUUACGAAGUAGAAUAAUCUUUGUUGAUGAUUAUCCAGCAGAAUUACAGAUACCAAAAGUUACAUAUAUGGAAAAGAAUGUAAUACAAGCUGGUAUUUUAUCUAGAAACACAGAAGAAGCAUUAGAAAUUAUAAAGAAAAAAUACAAAAAGCCUAAAGUAUCAGAGAAAGAUUUAAUUGAAUUAGAGAAAUUAGAUAAAGAAUUCGAAGAGUUAAAAAAAGUUCCUUUGGAACAAAUAGAAGAUAAAUCUAUUUACGAACGUACACCAAAAAAGUCACAGAAAAUAUUUGAAGAACCAGAUAAGCUUAUUAUCGGAAAGGGUGAAAUAAAACAAGAAGAUAAAAUUGUACAGGAACAGAUUAAAUUAAAGAAAAUACCAGUAAAAAAUUCAGAACAAGUAACAGAAAAUAUAACAAAACCUAAACAAGAAAAACCUAUAGAAAAUAUCCCUCAGAAAGAAAAAGAUAAAUCUAAAGAAACAUUCAAACCUGAUGAAUUUAAACCAAUGGAAUUUGAUAGUCCAGAAAUUGAAAAGUAUAUCCCUCAAGAUUUCGAAAUAACCGAAAAGUCAGAAAUUGAUCUUGUCCCAAAACCAUACGAACCAUCUAAGAAAAAGAAAUUGAAACAAGAUGUUGAGCAAAUUCCUUUAAUAAAAAGAAAACCAGAGCUUCCAGAAUCUGAAAAAGAACCCGAAGUCAAAUUUCGAAUACCAAUUUCAGAAAAACCAAAAGAUGAACCCGAAACAGUAACAUUAAAAAAAUGGACGAAACCUAAAGAAGAGGAUACAAAAAAAUAUCCAACUAAGGAAAAAGAUAUCCCAACGGUACCUAAAGAAAUUAGUGAUGAAUUUACAGUAAAAGAAAAGAAAAAACCAAAAAAGAUCAAAGAUAAAGAAGACGAAGAUACGGUGAAAAAGAAAUCAAACGAAAAACUUGUUACCGAGGAAUUAGCUGAAGUAACUAUACAAAAAACCGUUCCACAAAAAGAAGAACAAUUAUCAGAAAAAAUAGUAAUACAGAAACCAAAAAAAGAAUCACCUAAGGAAGAAGUCGCCAAUCAAAUUACAAUUAAAGAACCGAUUGUCGAAGAAAAAAAAGAAGAUAUGAAUGAAGUCACUGAAGAAAUUACUGUGAAAAAGAAACCGAAGAAAAAGCCUGUUGCAGAGGAACUUGUUGCGGAAACAAUUGUAACAAAACCCGUUUUAAAGGAGGAAGAACAAGAGUCAGAAGAAAUCUCUGAAAAAGUGAUAUUGAAAAAAACCCAAAAAGAGUCACUUAAAGAAGAAGUCACCGACGAAGUUACAAUUAAAAAACCGGUUAUUGAAGAAAGAAAAGAAGAUGUAAAAGAAAUCACUGACGAAGUUACUGUAAAAAAGAAACCAAAGAAAAAGCCUGUUACAAAGGAACUUGUUGCGGAAACAAUUCUACAAAAACCCGUUUCAAAAGAAGAAGAACAAGAGCCUAAAGAAAUCUCUGAAAAAGUGAUACUGAAAAAGCCCCAAAAAGAGCCACUUAAAGAAGAAGUCACCGAAGAAGUUACAAUUAAAAAACCGGUUGUUGAAGAAAGAGAAGAAGAUGUAAAAGAAAUCACUGACGAAGUUACUGUAAAAAAGAAACCGAAGAAAAAGCCUGUUGCAGAGGAACUUGUUGCGGAAACAAUUCUAAAAAAACCCGUUUCAAAAGAAGAACAAGAAUCAGAAGAAAUCUCUGAAAAAGUGAUACUGAAAAAGCCCCAAAAAGAGCCACUUAAAGAAGAAGUCACCGACGAAGUUACAAUUAAAAAACCGGUUGUUAAAGAAAGAAAAAAAGAUGUAAAAGAAGUUACUGAAGAAGUAACUAUAAAAAAGAAACCAAAGAAAAAACCAAUUACUGAAGAAUUUGCUGUCGAAACAACUGUUAAAAAACCCGUUUCAAUAGAGGAAGAACAAGAGUCUAAAGAAAUUUCUGAAAAAGUGAUACUGAAAAAGCCCCAAAAAGCACCACUUAAAGAAGAAGUUACCGACGAAGUUACAAUUAAAAAACCGGUUGUUGAAGAAAGAAAAGAAGAUGUAAAAGAAGUUACUGAAGAAGUAACUAUAAAAAAGAAACCAAAGAAAAAACCAAUUACUGAAGAAUUUGCUGUCGAAACAACUGUUAAAAAACCCGUUUCAAUAGAGGAAGAACAAGAGUCUAAAGAAAUUUCUGAAAAAGUGAUACUGAAAAAGGCCCCAAAAGCACCACUUAAAGAAGAAGUCACAGACGAAGUUACAAUUAAAAAACCGGUUGUUGAAGAAAGAAAAGAAGAUGUAAAAGAAGUUACUGAAGAAGUAACUAUAAAAAAGAAACCAAAGAAAAAACCAAUUACUGAAGAAUUUGAUGUCGAAACAACUGUUAAAAAACCCAUUUCAAUAGAGGAAGAACAAGAGUCUAAUGAAAUUUCUGAAAAAGUGAUACUGAAAAAGCCCCAAAAAGAACCAUUUAAAGAAGAAGUCACCGACGAAGUUACAAUUAAAAAACCGGUUAUUGAAGAAAGAGAAGAAGAUGUAAAAGAAAUCACUGACGAAGUUACUGUAAAAAAGAAACCGAAGAAAAAGCCUGUUGCAGAGGAACUUGUUGCGGAAACAAUUCUAAAAAAACCAGUUUCAAAAGAAGAACAAGAAUCUAAAGAAAUCUCUGAAAAAGUGAUACUGAAAAAGCCCCAAAAAGAGCCAUUUAAAGAAGAAGUGACCGACGAAGUUACAAUUAAAAAACCGGUUGUUGAAGAAAGAAAAGAAGAUGUAAAGGAAGUUGCUGAAGAAGUUACUGUAAAAAAGAAAUCGAAGAAAAAACCAAUUACUGAAGAACUUGCUGUCGAAACAACUGUUAAAAAACCCGUUUCAAAAGAGGAAGAACAAGUAUCAGAAGAAAUCUCUGAAAAAAUUAUACUGAGAAAACCCCAAAAAGAAUCACUUAAAGAAGAAAUCACUAACGAAGUUACGAUUAAAAAACCUUUUGUUGAAGAACAAAAUAAAGAUGUAAAGAAAGAAGUCACUGAAGAAGUUACUGUAAAGCCUAAGUCAAGAAAAAUGAUAAUCAAAACAGAAGAAACGUCUGACAUAACUAUUGCGAAACCUACAGGAGAUAAAAAAGUAGAAAAAGAAAUCACGGAAGCAUUUGCAGAUGUAUUAUUAAAACAAAAAAAGCUAGCACCUGAAAUGGAAGAUGCAGUUAGAGAAGAAUUAACUGUUCACAAAGUGGAGGUUGUAAAACAACCAGAAGAAGUAAUUGAAGAAUUUACAUUGAAACGCAAGCCACCAAAAAAAGCACCGAAACCAAUUGAAGAAAUUUAUGAAGAUAUUACUUUACGUAAAUUACGGCCAAAGAAAAAAUCUAAACUAGAUGUUAAGGAAGUUACGGAAGUGGAAAAUGUAACAUUUAGACCACGUUCUACAAAAACAAAAGAGGACGUAGAACAAGAAUUUAAAAUCUCAUUAAAUACAUAUGAAGAAGAAGAUAUUUCUAUGUUCGGUAAAGUGCGCUUAAAAUCAAAAAGACGACCGUUUACAUAUUCUGAAGAAACUGGAGAAGAAACAAUCAAAAUCAUUCAAGAAAUCGAAGAUAAUUCUGGCCCAUUUAUCGAAGAGAUUAUUGAUGAAUCGGAAGAAGAAGGUAAAGAGGAGUAUAGUAUCGAAGAACUGGACACUGAUGAAAUGAAUAUACCGUUGAGACGAAAGAAAAAGAAACAAAAAGUUCCAUAUAUUGUAGAAGAAAUUAAAGAAGAUGAUGUGAAACUACAAUUGAAACAAAAUAGAAAAUAUUCAUAUGAAGAAACUGAUGCUGAAUCUUUGGCGCUGAAGUUGAAGAGCAAGGAACGUAUUUCCACAUUCGAAGAAGAAGAAGCUUCUCUCAGUAUUACCAAAGAAGAGGAAAUAUCCGAAGAAGUCGAUGCACUUGAAUAUAUUGUCCGUGAAGGUGAUACAAUGUUUUCAAUUUGUUCUUAUAUUGCUGAAACAGAAGAAGCUAUUAAUUUAGUCGAAGGGGAAAAAGUUUUCAUUAUAGAUCAUACCAAUCAGGAUUGGUGGUUUGUAAAGAAACACUUAACCGAAGAAAAGGGUUGGGUACCAGCACAAUAUUUAUUAGAUGAAACACAUUACACUAUUUACUUACAACGAAAAUUGCAUGAAAAGAUUGAUAAACUACCAAUUUUUGAGAAACCAGUUCCUGGAGAAAAAGCCUCGGCACCAAGAUUUAUUGAAAAAUUACAACCAAUUCAUACGUUAGAUGGUUACACCGUUCAAUUCGAAUGUCAAGUAGAAGGCAUACCAAGACCACAAAUAACUUGGUUCCGUCAGAGCGCUAUUAUCAAGCCAUCUACUGAUUUUCAAAUGUAUUAUGACGAGGAUAACGUUGCUACUUUGAUAAUAAGGGAAGUCUUUCCUGAAGAUGCCGGUACAUUUACCUGCGUUGCCAAAAAUGCUGCAGGAUUUGCAUCCAGUACCACUGAGCUCGUUGUCGAAGCUCCUUUAUCAGAUCAUGGAUCAGAUGUUACUGGUCUGUCAAGAAAAAGUCUUUCCAGAGAAUCAUCUCUUGCAGAUAUAUUGGAAGGUAUACCACCUACAUUUUCUCGAAAACCAAAAGCGAAAUAUGUAAAUGAAGGUGACGAUAUAAUAUUGGAAUGUCGAUUGGUUGCUGUACCAGAACCAGAAGUAACAUGGUACCAUGAAGAUACACCAGUAGUUAGCCAACAAAAUGUUGUAGUUGUACUCGAAAGUGAUAUGCAUAUGUACUGCAGUAUCGUAAAAAUUACUAAAAUUAAAAAAAGACAGGAAGGAAAAUACAAAAUUAUUGCUAAAAAUAGAGAGGGCGAAGCCAUUAUUGAUAUUCCAAUAAAGGUAAAAACUGAAAAGAGUGAACCACCCGAAAUUUUAGAACCGUUACAAUCCUAUGUAAUUAAAGAAGGUGAAACUGUUAUUUUAUCGACUCAAAUAGUUGGUAAUCCAUCACCGAAAAUAACAUGGUAUAAAGAUGGAAAGCUGAUAAAAGACUUACAAAUAAAGCAAGACGGACACAUUAAUACGUUAAACCUAAUCCAACCUCAAUUAACGGAUAGUGGGGAAUAUUCAGUUACAGCUAUUAAUGAUAUGGGCAAAGCCGAAACUCAAGCUACAUUGACGGUUGAAAAAGUACCAAGUAGUGCUCUAGAACCACCAUUGUUUACCAAACGUUUCCAAGAGAUAAUCGUUCCGGAAAAUGGUACUUUCAAGUUAGAGGCCAAAGUUACUGGAAAUCCCAUUCCUGAAAUUACUUGGUUUAGAAACAAUAAACCGUUUGAUAAAUCUACCAACAUCAUAGAAAGUUAUGACGGUGAAAACAUUAUGCUUGAAAUUAGAAAUGCAAACUCUGAAGUAGAUGCUGGAGAUUAUAAAUGUGUUGCUAGUAAUUCGAUUGGAAAAGCUUCUCAUGGUGCCAAAAUCACGGUAGAUGUUGCUAAAGUCUUUUUCACGAAGAAUUUACAAAAUAAAAUGACAAUUGAUGAGUACAAAACUCUAGAAUUGAGUUGCGAAACAUCUCACACUUUUUCCACAAUAUGGUGGCAUAAUGAUGAAGAAAUCAGUGGAAUGGAUCAUCGCGAGAUUAUCCAGGAAGGACGUUUACAUAAGUUGCUUAUUAAAAAAUGUGGUCUUUCUGAUGGAGGAACAUACAAGUGUACCGUCAAGAAUCAAAUGACAUCUAGCAAUGUUAUAGUUAAGGCUACCAAGCCAGAAUUUGUCAAAAAAUUGCAAGACUUUGAGGUAAAAGAACGUGAUGUAGUGAUUCUGGAAGUUGAGAUCACAUCUCAAACGGCCGAUGUUACAUGGCAAAAAGAUGGUGAAUUAUUAACACCAAGCAAAGGGAAGCUAGAAUUUGUAAAAGAUGGUACAAUGAGAAAACUUUUCAUCAGAAGCGCAUCGGUUCACGACGAAGGUGAAUACACAUGUGCACUUCCAGAUCAAGAGUGUACAGCAGAAGUAACAGUUGUCGAAUUACCACCGGAGAUAAUUGUAAAAAUGCAAGAUAUAACUGUAGCCAGAGGUGAGAAAGCGACCUUUGAAGUAGAAUUAACGAAGGGUGACGCUCUGGUACGCUGGUUCAAAGGCGAACAAGAAUUACAAUUUUCUGAACACGUUCAAUUGUCAAUCGAUGGGAAGAAACAGAAAUUAAAAAUCUAUGAUACUGAAAUAGAAGAUGCAGGAAUCUAUUCUUGUCGAGUUGGCAACCAAACUUCAUCAGCUAGACUGACGGUCGAAGAACCCGAAAUAGAUUUUAUUAAAAAAUUGCCAGAUGUUACUUUAGUACCAAUCAACACUGAUGCAACUUUUCUUAUCGAAUUAUCGCGUGCUGAUGUAUCAGUAACAUGGUUAAAGAAGAAUGAGAUAAUUGAUUGUGUACAAUCAUCGAAAUACAAUAUUAUUGAUGAAGGAAACAUCAAAAAGCUCAUCGUUAAAAAGUGCACAACCGAAGAUGUUACCGAAUAUACUGCUAUAGUUGCCAAUGUAAAGUCAUCAUCCAGAUUAAAAAUUGAAGUUAUUGAAGUGCCACCUAGAAUUUAUCCUGAUACGCUCAGAAAAUACAAAACGAUGAAAGGCGACGACAUUGAUAUCAUUGUGAAAUUCACGGGUAAACCAACUCCAACUGACGAAUGGACUGUCAACAAUCGUGUUCUUAAAAAGUCCAAACGAAUUAUUCCAUUUAUCAACGAAUGCUCAGCUAUCUUAACACUCAGAGACGCACAAGAAAAAGAUGUUGGUGAUUAUAAUUUAAAAUUAAUUAAUCCUCAUGGAGAGGACAGUAUAAAAAUCAAUGUCAUUGUUGUGCAGGUACCUGGAGCAGCAGGAAUCCCGGAACCUCUUGAAAUAACCGAUAGUAGCAUUACUCUUCAUUGGAAAAAACCAGAUUUUGAUGGGCAUUCCCCGAUCAUAGAAUACAUUUUAGAAUAUUGCGAAAGGGCAGAAACUUUGUGGAGCAGGAUCACGGAGACAAUAAUCGGAACUACAUAUAAAUUGACCAAUUUAAUUGCUGAUAAGGAAUAUACUUUCCGGGUAACAGCUAUUAAUGAAGCUGGACCGGGGGAAGCAUCUCCAAAUACACCAUAUCUAAAAAUUUCCAAGCUGUCGGCGUUAGAGCCACCAACCAUUCUCGAAGCACUCAAGAGCAUCAUUAUUGGAUUAGAAGAGACUGUCACACUUUCUUGCGUAAUUGGUGGUAUACCAACACCUCGUGUUACGUGGUUGAAAGAUGGCAAGAUUUUCGAAGAUAAUGACAUUAUAUACGAAAAUCAUGUAGCUAAAUACACUAUUCAGAAAACCACUGAGACAUCUUCAGCUACAUUUACUGUUAAAGCCCAAAAUGAUGUGGGUACGGCGGAAACAUCGUGUCAAUUAAAAAUUCAAGAAUCUCCAAAGAUUACUUGUGAAGAAAACUUAAGAAACCAAAAACUAACUGUGGGUGAUAAUUGGAAAGUCAAUAUUUAUUUUAGUGGUUUUCCAAAACCAGAAGUAACAUGGACGAUAAAUAAUAAGAAAAUAACUAAUAAACGUAUUUCCAUCGAGUCUACAAUAAAUACAUCUAUUAUUACAAUUCCUUCGCUUGUUAGAAACGACACAGCCAUCUAUACAGUAAAAGCAUCAAAUGAAGCCGGUAGCUCAUCUAUGGAAUGUCAUCUUUGUGUCAUAGAUAAACCGAGCAAACCUCAAGGACCAAUUAUCGUAAAAGAAAUUAGACAAGAUCGUGUUACUAUAGAAUGGCGACCACCAAUAGAUGAUGGUGGUGUGAAACUUGAAAGAUACAUUAUCGAGAAAUGUGAAGUAUAUCAAAAAGAUUGGAUAAAAAUAGGUGAUGUCGACAAAGAAGUCGAAACUUUCUGCGCGCAGAAAUUGCAGCAGAAUGUCGAAUACUUAUUCAGAAUAAUUGCUAAAAACGCUGUCGGAUUAUCAGAUCCUUUGGAAUCCGAACCAAUUCAAACGAGAACGUUAUUAGAAGUACCAGGUAUGCCGAGAGGACCUCUCGAAGUUUUUGGAAUGACAAAAACGUCAUUCACAUUAAAAUGGGAACCACCAGAAAAUGAUGGCGGUACACCUAUUACGGAUUACAUCGUCGAAAUGAAAGAAACAUCAAAGAAAGCUUGGCAAAAAAUUACAAGUACAAAGGGAGACGUCACUAAUGUUCCUAUAUUCGAUCUAAAACUGAAUACAUCAUACAAUUUCCGAAUAACAGCUAAAAACAAUGUUGGUACUGGUCCUCCAUAUAUUGCCGAAGAAGCGAUUACAACUGGUAAACGACCAACACCACCUUCAAGCCCUUUAAAUGUCCGAGCGACAAAUGUAACAAGCAAAAGUGUCACUCUCAAUUGGUCACCACCGACUACGACAGGAGGAUCAGAAUUGACAGGUUACGUAAUUGAAAAAAGACCAUUAAUCGGAAAAGGUGCCCGAUGGACAAAGGUUAUUACUUUGGACGCUACGACACACCAAUACUGUAUAGAAAACCUAAAAGAAAGCGAAUUUCUCUUUAGAAUCUUUGCUGAAAACAGUUUAGGUCUUAGUAUACCGACCAAUUCCGAACCGAUCACGUUAAAAACUCAUGCCAUUGUUCCAUCAUCACCUACGGCUCCGUUAGAGAUGAGACAAAUAGCAGCGAAUACAAUGGUAAUCGAAUGGGGUAGGCCCGAAUCAGAUGGUGGUGCAUCUCUGGAGGGUUAUAAAAUUGCUAUCAGAGAUACGAAGAAAACGAUGUGGAUGGAAGUAGGAAAAGUUGGCGCGGACAUUCAAAAACUCAACAUUAGAGAUCUUCAAGAAAAUCAUGAAUACCUUAUAAGAAUCUUUGCACGAAACGAAAUCGGAUUCAGCGACCAUUUAGAAUCAGAAGAACCUUUUAAAAUUGUUCCGGUAUCAGAACUAUCGUGUGUGGAACCAAUUGCUGAGAUUAUGGAUAAAGGUGAAACCGCAUCAAUCAGCUUUAGCACGGAAAACACUAGUUCAUGGUUGCGAGAACAUAAUAUGGACGCUGAUAUACAUUCGUAUGCGAAAGCGAGAUUACUUAGAAAAGAUGAGUACUUUUUCCGUAUUUGGCACUAUGCUAAAAAGCUGUUUGAAUAAGUAUACGUGUAAAUUUCAACAUUUAAAUUGUAAAUUGUCAGCGAAUACAAUUUGUAAUAAUCUUUGUUAUUUCUGUAUUCUUUCUUCUUUACGAGCAUUACACAUUCAUACAUCAAAUCAAUGUAUAUCAAUUAUUAUCAUUUCACAUUUUAUAAAAUCGAAUUUUGCGUAAUGAUUAUACAUACAUACUGAAAUUAAUAUCUUUUUUGUAAAAUUAAAUAGUAUUUACCAUGCCAAUUUUAGGAUAAAGUAAUUUUUCUUUGAUGCUUUUAUCAGUGCUCUCGAAAUGUGCAUUGUAUGAUUGAAUAUUUGAUUCUAGUUUCAUCGUUUUGAUUACCAAUUACGCUUUCGCAGUUUCAUAAAAUUUUAUUUUUUAUCGUUAAUGCAUAUUAUUAAAGUUGUAUUUAUGUUUAAAAUAGAAACGACAACAAAAUGUUAUACAUCCUAAAAAAUUCUCCGAAGUUUUCAAAUACAUCUAUUAUUGAUGUAUCUAUUUAUAUAACUACGUAAGCGUUUUAUUUGUAUGACGAAACCAGAGCUUGCAAUAUUAUUUUAGUAUUUAUUCUCCAAAUAUAAUGUACAUCGAUUGAUUUUUCUCAUUACUAUUAUCCGUGAUAUAUAAUAUUAUUAUAGGGUUAAUUAUAUUAUUAAUUAGUUUUGUUUGUUAGUUAAUUAUAUUAUUAAUAUAUUGUUAAUAAUAUCGAUACAUUAAGAAAAUGAAGAAAUAUCACGUGUACUUGGUAAGAGACAAAAAAUAUAGGUGCAAUUAACAACUAAUUACCAAUAACACGUCGUAUUUCUCAUUAUUAAUAAAUUAUAUAUGUAAUAUUGUAAAAUAUUUUAUUUAUUAAUUAAAACAUUACGAAUUCUCA